This is a messenger RNA of Coregonus sp. 'balchen', 78705 nucleotides long. The record is from the annotation of a GenBank genome assembly. NCBI's taxonomy places the organism in Eukaryota, Metazoa, Chordata, Actinopteri, Salmoniformes, Salmonidae.
AUGGAGGCUCCUAGUCUGACAUUUUUCCAUUUCCAUUCCAUUAUCCCAUUUCAGGCAAUGAUUUCUGUGCCUUGAAUAAUGAGCUCAUUUUGACUCAAGGUUAUCAUCAGAUGUAGCAAUGUUUCAUUCCUAGUAUGAUUUUGAUACAACAACCAUAUGCUGAAAAUUAAAUGGGACUUAGUUGUUCUUAUCAUUAUAGCUGGAUAGUUUCAUAGAUGGGUUCAAUCUAUUGGUGGUGCAUAGGCGCUAAACCACCAUUGUAAAAAAUCAAUUAAUUAUAAUAAUCAAAGGGUGGCAAUUGGGUUGAUGGGAGGGUGACAUUAAACUUGUUUGUGUGUGUGUGUGUGUUCGACGGCUUCACUGGUCAGUCUAAACCUCAGUGCAGGAGAAGGAGACGAUGUGAGGAAGCAACUGUAGACUAUUGAGACACAGCCUUUGACUCCACUUUGGCUAUGUCUAUAGAUAAUAACCCACAUGGGAAGUGCUGUAUGUGCAUUAUGGCUGCAGUUAGUUCUUCUGUGAUGAUGGCUCCAGUUGUCCUGCUCUGAGGGAAACAUAUUAGACCCUAAAAUGUAUAUCUGGACCUCGAAGCCAGUUCCAUUGCUUUUUAUAAUUCUUCCCCUCUAAAAGGGGACAUAUUUACACCUGGGACACCAGGUGGAGGCAAUUAAUUAUCAGGUAGAACAGAAAACCAGGAGUACUCUGGACCUCAUAGGGUAAGAUUGGGAUGACCUCGUAAUAGACACUCCCAGUCUACAACCACAUCCGAUUUUAAGCACUAGCCAGGGUUCUUCAAUUCCGGUCCUGGAGGGCCGAAACACGUCUGUUUUUUAUUUCUACCUGGUAGUUAAUUGCACUCACCUGGUGUCCCAGGUCUGAAUUAGCCCCUGAUUAGAAGGAGAGGAUGAAAAACAGAGGUGUUUCGGCCUUCCAGGACCGGAAUUGAAGAACCCUGCACUAGACUAACCCUUAACCUUAACCAGUAACCAAACAUUUACCCAAACCCUUCCCCCUAUUUAUUCUGAGUUGUAGUCCCCUGUAGCUCAGUUGGUAGAGCAUGGCGCUUGCAACGCCAGGGUUGUGGGUUCGUUUCCCACGGGGGGCCAGUAUGAAAAUGUAUGCCCUCACUAACUGUAAGUCGCUCUGGAUAAGAGUAUCUGCUAAAUGACUAAAAUGUAAAAUGUUGUAGUGAGAUUUGUUAAAAUGUUCAUUUGUGAUUCUUGUUCCUUUGGCUUUUUGUCUGUCCCAGGUGUUUUGGCUCUCUCCAGUAGAAGUUACCCGUAGGCACAUAUCUAAGAUCAGCUUACCUUCCCUAAAGCUUUCCCCAACUUUAGAGGACAAAACUCUAAACUGACCUUAGAUCAGUCUCUAGUUUCAUCCUUUGUAGCUGGAUUAUUAUGGGUUAUUAUUAUGGGGUGUCAUUGCAGUGUUUUGACACCCCUGUGAGAGUGCUUGGCAACCAGCAGAGCUGUGCCCUGUUAUCACUGCAGGCAACAAAGCUCUGAUUGACAGCUGAGCUCAGGUUGAGUCGUGUGUGUGCAUCUGUGUGUGUGCAUCUCUGUAGGUCUGUUUGUGUGUGAGUGUGCAUGCAUGCGCAUUGGAGCUGGAGUAGACUCAAGCCUUCUCACUCUACAGUUCUCUCUUCAAUCAUCUCUGUAAUCAAAAAGCUCUCAAUGCAGAAUUAGACGUUAAUCUACAUUCUCCAAACAUCAUAUUUCGAAGUUGCUCCAAACAUCACAUUUUGAAAUGUUUUUGUUGCUUCUGCUGCUCUAUCGUUCCCUUUCUCCAAACAUCAAAUCGAAGUUAAGGGUUAAGUUUAGGCACGCAUUCUGAAUGGUUAAGGUUUGGGAUAGGCACAAAAAAAAGACACUGAUCCAGAGUCAUGGGAUUACGCCCAUCCUGGACCCCGUCCACAACGCCCUAGCAAAACCCAAGCCUACUUGAUGGUAAUGGAACUCACUAUUGCCCCCCCCCCCCCCCCCCCCAGUGGCCGGUUUUGAAGGCAUUUCCCAACGUCCUAAGGACAUGGAUAGAUAGACCAGGCCCCCAAUGUCCGGUCUGGAGCGUGAAGUCACAAGCUCUGCUGGUCGGCUACUGCGUAGCAACCUAGCGGUGCCAAAAGCUCUGGUCUGCCCUAGAAAGCCUAUGUCAAUUACUAUCGGCAGAAACGGUCUCCCCCAAAAAUGUAGACGUCCAUUUUGGUCUCUAAAAUUAGGUUAUUAGGAUCCAGUUCGAUCCCCAUGGGUAAUUAUUUUAAAGUUCGCUACAAACCGAGAUAUUGAAUUAAAUAGUGAUCCAUUCUUACUACUACAUUAGUCACACAGGACCAUGUGCUGACAUAGACCAAUCACGGGCCGGCAGGCAACGAGGAGGCUCGCACCCUCAUGCACGCUCUUUGCUCGUGUCUCUCAGGCAGGAUUAAAACGACUACAUCGAACAUGAUCCUUUGCUAGUUACGGCCACUUUCACCUUGAUCCUUAGCGAUUUAUUUGGUGCAGUUCAGCACCAUUCAGCAAUAUGGCGCACUACAAAUACUUCCUGCUUCAUGCGCCAUCUGAAGUUUUCCAUAAGAAUACGUGGAUGAUAUCCGCGCUAUCAUUAUCUACUGGUUUGAAUGUCUAUGGGAUAGACGUCCAAUUUUGAUUGGAAAUCCGCAGUGAUACUAGCAUCAUCACUACGGGAACAAUAUCUCUAGCGAAGUGAAACAAGGAAUUGUGUACUAUUCUGAAGUCCUCAUCUGAGUUAAUAAUAAAAAUAAUAGGCAUAGACUCAAGCCUUCUCCCUCCAGGAUCAGAGUUGCUGUAGACUGUAGGCUAGGCUAUAGUUGUUAGUUUGAGUGUUACACUUCUUUGUUUUCCCUCUCACAUUCCCCUGUAUAUCACCUCCUAGCCAUGUUCUAACAUGUACAGGUUUAGCACCUACCUGCCUAACCGUGUUCUAACAUGUACAGGUUUAGCACCUACCUGCCUAGCCGUGUUCUAACAUGUACAGGUUUAGCACCUACCUGCCUAGCCGUGUUCUAACAUGUACAGGUUUAGCACCUACCUGCCUAGCUGUGUUCUAACAUGUACAGGUUUAGCACCUACCUGCCUAGCUGUGUUCUAACAUGUACAGGUUUAGCACCUACCUGCCUAGCUGUGUUCUAACAUGUACAGGUUUAGCACCUACCUGCCUAGCUGUGUUCUAACAUGUACAGGUUUAGCACCUACCUGCCUAGCCGUGUUCUAACAUGUACAGGUUUAGCACCUACCUACCUAGCCGUGUUCUAACAUGUACAGGUUUAGCACCUACCUGCCUAGCCGUGUUCUAACAUGUACAGGUUUAGCACCUACCUGCCUAGCUGUGUUCUAACAUGUACAGGUUUAGCACCUACCUGCCUAGCCGUGUUCUAACAUGUACAGGUUUAGCACCUACCUACCUAGCCGUGUUCUAACAUGUACAGGUUUAGCACCUACCUGCCUAGCCGUGUUCUAACAUGUACAGGUUUAGCACCUACCUGCCUAGCUGUGUUCUAACAUGUACAGGUUUAGCACCUACCUGCCUAGCCGUGUUCUAACAUGUACAGGUUUAGCACCUACCUGCCUUGCCAUGUUUUUCUCUUGCUCGGUUUGUCUCAUUCUCUCAUCCUGUUUCACUCUUGUUGUCUUACUGUUGUUCUGUCGCUCAUUUAUGUCUUUCUCUCUGUCCCCUUACUCUCACUCUCUCUCAUUCUGUCUCUUUUAUCGCCCCUCUCUCUCCCUCUUCCUUGUUUCAGACGUUGUGAGGAUCCAGACUGUGUAAAAACACUAAACCGUCCCAGACUUUUGUUCAUAAUAGUUGUACAAGAAUUUGUGAAGGAAAAUAGUUAUCGUUGAUCUGUGAAUGGAUGAUCUCAGCACACCCACUUACCUCUAAACACUGAGCUAUAGGAGCAAAGCUACAACCAGGAUUAUGAGAUGUCUCAUAGCUACAUAACUAGGCCUAUCCAUGGCUAUGCCUAUAACAUGAUUAUAACAUAACAGGGUGACUAUAAAUGCAAUAUCACCUUACCGUUUUAGACCAAAGACGAUGUAAUAGUCAUGACGUUAUAAUGCAAAUAAUUCACCUUUACCGUAUUUAGCCCAUAACACGACUGUAAUAUGGUCAUGACAUGAUUAUAACAUAACUAACUACCCCUUUCUCUCUCUCUCUGUCUUUCUCUCUCUCUCUCUCUCUCUCUCUCUCUCUCCUCUCUCUCUCUCUCUCUCUCUCUCUCUCUCUCUCUCUCUCUCGCUCUUCUCUCUCUUUCUGUCUCUCUCCCAUCUCGCUCUUCCCAGCAUGAGAGACUGAGCCAGAGCUCAAAUUCUCCCCAAGCCCACACCAAUUAACAUUCACGCCAGAGAAGUUAGUGAACGAGAAAGAAAUGGUGAAAGUGGGACGACCUCCUUUUGAACACAUGGAGGGGUGAGAGAAAGAAGGUCUGUGUGUUUGUGUGUGUGUGAUACCAGUAUGUGUGUGUGAUACCAGUAUGUGUGUGCGAUACCAGUAUGUGUGUGCGAUACCAGUAUGUGUGUGCGAUACCAGUAUGUGUGUGUGAUACCAGUAUGUGUGUGUGAUACCAGUAUGUGUGUGUGAUGCCAGUUUAGAACAAUGGUUCCCAACCAGGGGUACUAGAACCCCUCGGGUACUUGGCCUAUCCACAGGGGGUACUUGAGAAGACCAAUGAGACCAAAGGCUUACUGGUAAAAUGCACAUGAGGGGGUACUUCAAGGGUACUCCGGGCAGAGCAAAAUUCAGUUAGUGGUACAGUAUGAAUGAUGCUACACAACAAUCUAAUGGAAUGUAUUGAUUAGUUGCUUGAUUGAUAGAUUGAUGAACAGAGUAGUUGAAAUACAAUGACACCUGCCUGCAUGUUAAUAGCCUGAGAGGAUCCAGAUCUGCUUCUGUAGAUCAUAUUGCCUCAGCUUAAUCAGGACUGUACACACCCAGUAUAAGUAUAUGACUGUACACUCUCACUAUCACACUUUAUCAGCUGACCUGCGUCCUUAUCUGGUUCCUGGGUGGUGAGGCAAUUGUGUGUGUGUUAAUGUCAGUAAGGCAGGUCAGUAUCACAGAAAUAGAAUAGAACGGGCUUGGAACCUCUAACCCUGGCAAUUUGAAUUGUAAACUCAUGGGUACACUCGCAAUGACUGCCUGGUAUUGUGAUGCAAUAAUUUCCAUGGUAAUGUAGAAUCUUCAUUCAAAUUAUGUUAACUGAUGCAAUGGAAUGUAUUGUUUGUAAUGUUGAUUCAACAAAGUACAGCACAGAUUGAUGGGUACACUUCCUGCUUUUACUUCCUGCUUUGCUCCCAUGGGUACACCUGCCAGUCCACCCAUUAUACAUUUACGUCAUUUAGCAGACGCUCUUAUCCAGAGCGACUUAAAGUUAGUGAGUGCAUACAUUAUUUUUUAUUUUUCAUACUGGCCCCCGUGGGAAGCGAACCCACAACCCUGGCGUUGCAAACGCCAUGCUCUACUAACUGAGCUACAUCCCUGCCGGCUAUUCCCUCCCCUACCCUGGACGAUGCUGGGCCAAUUGUGCACCGCCCCAUGGGUCUCCCGGUCGCGGCCGGCUACGACAGAGCCUGGAUUCGAACCAGGAUCUCUAGUGGCACAGCUAGCACUGCGAUGCAGUGCCUUAGACCACUGCGCCACUCGGGAGAUUAUGCCAUCAUUGACUUGAAUGGGGACGCCCGUUCUAUUCAUUCUAUUUCUAUGGUCAGUAUAGCUUCAGCAGGUCACACGGUAAUGUGCAGUGCAGGUAUGGGACAGACAUCAGCGAUACCAUGGGAACAGACUUGCGCCACACACACAGUCCUUGUUCUGUGACAGUGUAUGUGUGUGUCCUCUUUGAUAUCAGCGCUGUGAUAAAAACUGGAAACAUCUCUCUUUAUUACUUUGACAUUUUCGCUCUCUCGUUCUCCUUUCACUCUCCUUUUUCUCUCCCUCUCUCUCGCUGCCUCAGAGGGUAGAGCUGACAACCAAUAUCAUACAUCCCUCUUCUAUGUUUGUUUGUGUGUGUGUGUGCAUUCGUGUGAUUUACUUCUGUGUGUGUCUUAAAUAUAACCGUGGGCCAACUAAAGGCUGUAAUCCCAGGGAGUGAUUAGAUUAGAGGAUAGGUCAGUGUGUAAUCUAAUGAACUCUCACAAAUGCACCUAACACUGUUAGAGCUAGCACCACACACACACACACACACACACCACACACACACACACGUAAAUCACUCUAAUGCUGUAAAUCAGGACAUGAAAGCACAAGACGGGGUACACAGUAAACACACUAGUGCUCUCGUAUCUCUUUACCCUCCCUCUCUUCUCCCUCUCCACCACUCUUUCUUACCCUAUCUAUUUCUCUAUUCUGUCUGUGUAGGCUACCUGAAGACUAGGGGACUGAAUAUAGGUCAACACAACCUUACCAGACAUAAUAAGAGCAUAACAGAAGUGUGAGUGAAGAGGAGCAGUGACUGUGGAGUGAACUCCCCUGUGCUAAGUGCCAGAUCGGUUUACCCCAAACCUCUCAACACACACACACACACGGUGUGUGCUGGCCACAGCACUCCACUGUCUGAACUAAUGGCGUCAUCUCUUAAUCCUGAGACCCUCUGUAUGCUGGUUUCUGUUUAUGCUGGAUUCAAUGAAUUCAACACUAAUUUAAAACACCUCUCUGAUAACAGCUAGUGUACUGUUCCAUACACUAAGUUUUACCUUUAAUUUUCUCUUGCUUCACCAAACAUUGUAUUUGUCAGACUCAGUCAUGCUAAUAAAGGUUGGUUAAAAUUUGAUUAAUUGAACAGGGAAUGACUCCAGAUUGAUUGGUUGGUUGGUUGCAUGGAGACAGAGAGAACUAUCUCUGUUGCUGCUCCUAUUUUAAAGUGACACCAGAACAAGAGAGAGGUAAAGUAGGACAAGUCCUCAUGGACCAUUUCUCUCUCUCUCUCUCUCUCUCUCUCUCUCUGUGUCGCUGGUGGGCAGAAAAGUGCUGUCUCGCACACUCUCUUUCUCUCUGUUCUGUCUCCCUCUCUAUUGCUUGGGUGAUCGAUAGCGUUGGUAUGCUGAAAUGAGAGGGGUUCAGGGUGUGUCACUCAUGUAUGUGUAUGUGACUGGUGUAUGCGAGUGAGUCGCAGUGAUGAGUAGCCUUGCAGAGAAGUCAAAGGGGAAACAGAGGCUUAUAAAAUGUGUGUGUGUGUUCGCCCAUCCAUAAUGUGCGGUCUAUAGCCACAGUAAAGAGAGAGAGAGAGAGUAACAGAGAGAAGCUGUGUGUAUCAGAUGGACGGUGACACCAUCCUGAAUCAUACCCACUGUUUAUAAGGUCAGAGAUAGAGUUCUAUAGGGUUUUAGAGGGGAUUGGGCUACACUUCUGACUGUGCUCUUAGUUCUACUUUGUCAUUUCCUCUGCCUAUUUCUAUGUCUAUGUUUGGCUGUCAGUAAAUGGAUGACAUAGCAGGAGGCUGGCCCUGCUCUGUUCACUUGAAGUGUGUGUUUGGGGGAGCGUGUGUGUGUGACAGAGGGGGAGAGUGUAUCUCAUUAGAUUAGCCCACUUCUGAUCCUGACAAACCUCUUGGUUUCUCUCUUUGGGAUCUGAGCCUGACCUCCACACCACGUGAGUGUAUGUGUGUUCGUUUGUGUGUGUGUGUGCGACCGUACAUGUGUUUGUGGGUGCUCUAUCUCAACAUGUUUUGUUAAUGUUGUUUUUAGCUUCAUACUAUAGAACUGUGAUGCUACGCAGUUAGAUAACUGUGACUGUAGGACAGUAGAACUGCUGCUGCUGGUACUGCAAGUAUGUACUGUUUGUUCAUGUUUGGUCUUUUCAUUAUAACGUCUGUCUGUCCCGUUUGGUUCCUAAUGAAUACACCACUAGUGUCCAAGGUCUGAACCGGUCUGCCUGUCGUAGUGGAGCCUACUCUCUAACCCUUUCCCCCUACUCCAGCAAUCCUUAUUUUAGUCUUCACCCCUUCCUCUAUUCCCUCUCUCUUCUCUCUGUUGCUGUUGACUGUGACAUGGUUGGGUGGGGGUGGGUGUGUGUGUGUAACACACUGCGAUUCACUACCCCCCUCAUGUAUCCCAUCACCCAACACUCAGCGGUAAGGACACAGCAUCCACAGGAAGUGUGUCAGAGAGAGCAUGUGUUCAGACACACACACACACACACACAGGGAAUAAUGUGCUAGUGACUCGUCAGCCCAGAGGGUUGUUGAUGUUUACAGCACGUGUUUAGUGGUGUAUUGGUUAGCUAGCUAGCUCAUUAGCAUGUUAGCUGUCUUCCACAGGCCAGGAGGGAUUCUUACUGGUAGUUAAUGGAUUGAUUCAUGCCAGGCUAGGUAUGCACUCACCUGGGGUCUAUUCAUUAGUGCAAACUGUUGAAAAAUGUUUUGCAACAGAAAACAGUUUACAAUUAAAAUGAGAGUUUCUAUUGGACAAAUACAGAUAGGUUUGUCCCGUUUUCUUCCGUUUGGUUCCUAAUGAAUACUCAUGUCUGAACCAGUCCCCGAUAGAUCUGUCCAGGCCUGGAGUUGAUUAGCUUGGUAAGGACACAUAGAACUGACUACCUAAUAAUAAUCUCUCUCUUUGUCUCUCUUCACUCUUUCUUUUUCUCUCCCUCUUCCCAGAUGGUUCCCUCCCAAAAGAGCCCAAAGGAGACUUGUCCAGUCAGCUACCAGGUAGGAUGACACACACACACACACCAGCGUUCUGUGUUCCUGUGAUCUUCUACCCUCCCUUCCCUUUUCUCUCCUUUUGUUUCACUGUUUCGUCUGGGAUCUACCAUUGAUGUCUGUCUGUCACAGCAGCAUGUGUGUGUUUAGUGUGUGUGUGUUUUGACUGGGAGUGUCUCUGCUGAAGUCUCCCCCUCAUCUCUCCAGUCUGGUCUAAAACAUCUUUGUUUUACUUCCCUGUUUGUAGGCAGGGUUAUAGGUCAAGCCUAUUGUUCUGAGUCAUUCAGCAGUGAUGUCACUGGUCUGCCUUAUAAAGGGUAAAAAUACGUGAUGUCAUCUAAGAUAUAAAGGUUGAAACCAGUCCAUCUGGUGGCAUGCUCUCUCUCCCACUGGUAACACUGGGAUAGGGGGAGGGAGGGAUGGGAGGAGAGGGGGAUGGAGGAAGGCAUGUAUGAAGAGGGGGAUGAAGAGAUAGUGUUACGUAACCCUGGUUGUGCCUUUGGUCCCUGACAGAUGUAUGUUUAGUAUGAAGGGGCUAGGGUGGGCUUAUUUUCUCUCUCUCUCUCUCUCUCGCUCUCUCUCCUCAUCCCUCUCUCCAGGUCAUUGGGGUAACCUUGGCCUGUGUCUCAGUCUCUUACUCUACCCUGUUAUUAGAAGUCUGGACGGAUGCAGCGAAUGAGACGGGGGAGAGAUUCAACUGGCACACAGACAUUCUGGGGAAAACAGGAUGGUCAGAGGGAGAGAGAAGGAAUAGGGGAAAAAGCGAGGGAGUGAGAAGAGAAAAGUAAGCAGGGAAAAGAGAGAGGAGGACGGACCGAUGGAAAGAUUUGAAAUCUAUUAUCAAUGCUGGUCACUAGCACAGAUGGGCAAUUUCUUUUUUUUAUGUGUGUGUUUUUGUGUAUGUCAGCUGUACCCACAGUGUUAGAGUGCCACAGCUGUGGCUGAUCAGCCUGGCCAUCAGCCAAUAAGAUCGCCCCCUCAGUCUCCCGAGCCAAUAGGAUCACACCCUCUGUUUCACCGACCAAUCAAAUCUCCUCCGUGAGGCUGGGAGGUGGGAGAAUCAGAUGUCAAUCAAAGUUACAAAACUAGGCUAAUAGGGGGGUAGAGUAGCUGGCAACAAGACAGAGAGAGAAAGACAGAGCGGGAGUGUGAGAGAGUGCAUUGUCUAGUAAAUAAUUACUAACAACAAUCUGGUUGAUGAACUAGUAGAGAGAACGGUGAAGGGAGGGAGAGAUUAAAGAAUGCUUAAGCCCUGAGAAAACUGAAAGCGAUAAUAUUAAGAGGGAGAGGGAGAGAGACUCUCUAGUGACAAUCCUCUCAGUCAGGACAUAGUGACACCUGCAUCUAUCUCACACACACAUAUUCACAUUCCAGACUCACAUUCUCUCUCUCUCUUUCUCUCUCAAUUCUAAAGGCUUUAUUGGCUUGGAAAGUGUUAGCACACAUUGCCAAAGCAAACAUAUAGACACAUAUCAAAUCAAUGAUAACGCAGAUAGAUAAUAGGAACAAUUAUAAUACUCAAUGAGUAAUAACAAUUAACAGGACAAUACAGUAAGAAAUAAAUUAGGACAAUAAUUAAAUGGUGAGAAAGACAUAGGUAGCAUGUUAUUGCUUUGGUUGGUCGUUCUACUGGCUGUCCCUACGGGUGUGUCAGGAAGCUACAUAUUUUGCAGCUAAUAUGGCACAAAGGGGGUUUUCUCCCAAUAGUUAUUGGAUUUUCUCAGUUUCAGUUUUUGUUUCAUAGUCUUUGGGGAACAAAAUUGCCCAUAAGUCUGUAUAGUUCUGUCAGAUAUUCUGCCACGUGUACUGUCUUACAGUACUUUGAUUUUUUGUGGUGUCUUUUAUAGGCACGGGAAGUACUAUUACUAUACUACCACUAUUUUUAUUUUCUUCUGCCAACAUGGGGGGGACGGUGAUAAUUUUUUGUCGAGGCGGGAGGGGGUGCUGAAUUAUUCUUUUUUUGACUGCGCUACAGACUGCUAUGUUUUUAUUUUAUUUAUAUUUUUCGGGGGGUGCUUCAGCACCCCUACUUUCACUAUGGUGUCUUUCAAAUGGGUGAUAUAUUUUUCUUUUAUAUUUUGAGCCAGAUCCUAAUUUGAUAGAUAUUCAAAUGGUAUAGAAAGCCCUCCUUGCUUUGUCUUUCAGUUCAUUCAUGGCCAGGUUGAAGUUCCCUUUGGAGCAAAUUCUUUGUCCCAAAUAUGUGGAGCCCAGUAAAAAAAGUACAGUGCAUUCGGAAAGUAUUCAGACCCCGUGACCUUUUCCACAUUUUGUUACGUUACAGCCUUAUUCUAAAAUGUAUUAAAUCAUUUUUCCCCUCAUCAAUCUACACACAAUACCCCAUAAUGACAUAGCAAAAACAGGUUUUUAAAUAGUUUAUGCAAAUUCAUGACAAAUAAAAAACGGAAAUAUGACAUUUACAUAAGUAUUCAGACCCUUUGCUAUGAGACUCGAAAUUGAGCUCCGGUGUAUCCUCUUUCCAUUGAUAAUCCUUUUACAACUUGAUUAGAGUCCACCUGUGGUAACUUCAAUUGAUUGGACAUGAUUUGGAAAGACACACACCUGUCUAUAUAAGGUUCCACAGUUGACAGUGCAUGUCAGAGCAAAAACCAAGCCAUGAGGUCGAAGGAAUUGUGGAAAAAGUCAAGGGGUCUGAAUACUUUCCGAAUGCAUAUAUUGGUUUCCUUGACAUCUGGACCUUUUUUGGAAUAUCUUAAUAUUUGUAUUUUUUUCAUUGACUGUCAGUGCCCAGGUGUGACAGAACUGUUGCAGAUGAUCUGUUGCUCUAGCUCAUUUUUUGUGGGGGACAGCAACACCAGAUCAUCUGCAUACAGGAAGCAUUUUAUUUCUGUGUUAAGAGUGAGAGCAGGGGCUGUUGAUUGCUCAAGCGUUUUGGCCAAUUCAUUUAUAUAGAUAGUAAAUUGACUUGAGCUCCCCUGUUUUACUCCACGCCCUUGGGAAAAUAAAUCUGUAUGUUUAUCUCCAAUUUUGACUGCAUAUUUGUUAUUUCCGUACAUUGAUUUGAUGGCGUCAUAUGUUUUUACACCCACACCAAUUAAUUUGAGUAAAAUGCCUUCAUGCCAAAUUUAAUCAAAUGCUUUUUGGAAAUCUACAAAGCAGGAGAACAUUUAUUUUAUUUUUAUUUACAUGUUUAUCAAUUAGGGUUUGUGUAGGGUAUAAAUAUGGUCUGAUGUUUUAUAAUUGGGUAGGAAUCCAAUUUGAUUUCACUGAGAGAGUGCAGAAAUCUGUUGUUCAUGACAGCGCAUAAUAUUUUCCCCAGGUUACUGUUGAAAGAAAUGCCACGAUAAUUGUUUGGAUAAUUGUCUGUUAUCCAAACAAUUCUCCUCUCUAUUCCCAUAUCCUCCCUGCUCUACUCUGGAGAAUGGGAACCAGCUUUUUGGAAUCCCAGGAAUUCCAACACAGGCCUCAGUUGGAGAAUGCCAGUGAUGCAAUGUAUUUAGGCACGCCCCCUAUGCUAUCCCAAACCUACCAUUACCCAAAUCGGCCUGACCCAUUCUCUCGCUCUGGCCCCUCAUGAGGCCCCUGUAACAGCUGGCUUCAGAUCAGUUGUCAUGAGUUUAAUCCUGACCAUAACCAUUAUGAGAUUAGCACUUUAACAUGCUCUGGAUCAUCAUAUCAACGUGUUUGAGUGAGAGAUGGUAUGAAGAGAACUUCUCUCCUCCUUCUGCUCUCCAUACCUCCCUCUCCAUCUGUCCUGGCAACUGGCAUAUACUGACUGACACACACACACACACAUUUCUCAUCUGUGCAUGUUUGUACGCGUUUAUAGUGUGUGUGUGUCUGUAAAUUACUUUGCGGCUGCAAGGAACUAUUGCUCAUUUGACCUCUUGGAGCCCUCCUUAAUCUGCAGCCUUUGAUGUGUCUGUGUGUUUGUGUCCAGUCCUACAUAAAGAGAGACCGAUUAUGUAGGCUUUCACAUGCAGCAGAGAUUGAUUUGGUCUUGCCUUAUUUGCCCUGAAAUGACACAUACUGGCCUUGUUCUGAUUUUGACCAUGAACAUGACGUCAUGGUCAUCAUUCUCAGAAGAACAACCUACAGAAUGGUCAAGUUCAGUAACAAGGACAUACACACACACACACACACACAGACACACACACACUCUGUAACACAGGAUUAUUUGACCCUUUGUCACCUGCUAACGUAGGAUUCCAUAGAUGCCAGACAUAGCUACAGCCAAUCUAUGGUUUGACUUGCUGGCCUCUGAGUAACUCCUCACCCAAAUAUCCCCCCCCAUACUCCCUCUAUCCUUUCUCUCUCUCUCUCUCUCUCUCUCUCUCUCUCUCUCUCUCUCUCUCCUUCUCUCUUUCCUUCUCUCUCCUUCACUGCCGGGGCUGGGGGUGGUCAUGGCUCUGUUGGUCCGUCUCUGACCAUUGUCUGACUGCUGUGUUGUGGUCAUGUUCCAGGAUUGAGGAGUUUACCACAUCAGUCACCGGCUUCAUUAAUAAGUGCAUCAAUGACAUCAUCCCCACAGUGACCAUACAUACAUAUCCCAACCAGAAGCCAUGGAUUACAGGAAACGUCCGCACUGAGCUAAAGGCUAGAGCUGCCGCUUUCAAGGAGCGGGACACUAACCUGGAUGCUUAUUAGAAAUCCUGCUACGACCUCUGACGAACCAUCAAACAGGUAAAGCGUCAAUACAGGACUAAGAUUGAAUUCUACUACAAAGGGAAACCCAGCCGCGAGCCUGCCAGACGAGCGAAAUGCUGUAUAUGCUUGCUUUUAGGCAAGCAACACUGAACCAUGCAUGAGAGCACCAGCUGUUCCGGACGACUGUGAUCACUCUCUCCAUAGCCGAUGUGAGUAAGACCUUUUUAAACAGGUUAGCAUUCACAAGGUGGAUUACCAGGAUGCAUGCGCUGACCAGCUGGCAAGUGUCUUCACUGACAUUUUCAACCUCUCCCUUACCCAGUCUGUAAUGCAUACAUGUUUCAAGCAGACCACCGUAGUCCCUGUGUCCAAAAACGCCAAAGUAGCCUGUCUAAAUGACUAUCGCUCAGUAGCACUCGCACCUGUUGCCAUGAAAUGCUUUAAAGGAUGGUCACGGCUCACAUCAACACCAUCAUCCCAGACACCCUGGACCCACUCCGAUUCACAUACCACCCCAACAAAUCCACAAAUGAUGCAAUCUCUAUAGCACUCCACACUGCCCUCACCUGGACAAGAGGAACAUCUAUGUGAAAAGGCUGUUCAUUGACUACAGCUCAACGUUCAACACCAAAGUGCCCUCCAAGCUCAUCACCAAGCAAAGAACCCUGGUACUGAACACUUCACUCCGCAACUGGAUCCUGAACUUCCUGACUGGCUGCCCCCAGGUUGUGAGGGUAGGCAACAACACAUCCGCCAUGCUGACCCUCAACACGGGGGGCCCCUCAGGGGUGCGUGCUUAGUCCCCUCCUGUACUCCCUGUUCACCCACAAAUGCGUGGCCGUGCACGUCUCCCAACACCAUCAUUACAUUUGCUGACGACACGGCGGUGGUAGGCCUGAUCACCAAUGACGAUUAGACAGCCUAUAGGGAGGAGGUCAUAGACCUGGCAGUGUGGUGCCGGGACAACAACCUCUCCCUCAACGUCAGCAAGACCAAGGUGCUGAUCGUGGACUACAGGAAACGGAGGGCCAGGCACGCCCCCAUUCGCAUCGACAGGGCUGUAGUGGAGCGGGUCGAGAGAUUCAUGUUACUCGGUGUGCACAUCAGUAAAGAUAUAUCAUGGUCCACACUAGGGCUGUUACGGUGACCUUAUUACCGCCACACUGGCGGUCACAAGUCAUGAUAGUAGUCAAAUUCCAUGUGACCGUUUAGUCACGGUAAUUAGGCUUCUCCAAGCUCUGAUGCUACUGAUGGUCAUUAAUAGCCUACCAAACUUGCUAACUCGAUUGUACUCAGCGCUCUAUUGUCCCUCUACUCACUCUGACAUCAAUGCAAAUGUAAUCGAAAAUCGAACACUUCAUGAGAGCCCAUGAGCUCAUGUUGCGCAACAUUUCUAUAGGCUAUGCAAUUGUGUGAGAAAUCAGAGUGAUGGCCUCUAUUAAAAAGAGGAGGAUCCCAUCAGCUUUCUAUAGGCUAGGCCUACUAUAUUUAUUUCUCAACUUUCCAAAUAUUAAGCACAUUGCUUCUCUUUACAACAGGAGUAUAGCCUACCUGGCUGGCAUGAAAAUGAACCACGGGAAAAGCAUCCUCCAUUCGCUAUUUAAGUGCAUAGAUGACAUGUAUUGGUCCAUUCUAAAUCAAAACAAAUUUCACACAUAUAUUAUUUAGUAUAUGUAAAGACAAGAUUAAAUCAAGAAUAGUUUGAUGGGUGACAAUAUAAGCCUGUCACUUGUGAAUGAUAUAUUAUCACUUGUGAAUGAUGCCCAGCUUAAGGCAAGAAACAGCGCAUGCCUUUUUAGCAACUUUUUCAAAUCACAGUAGGACACCUCAUGUAGCCUAGUCCAUAGGCCUACAUGUUUUGAUAAGGUUUGUAUCACAACUAAAGUGGCCAAAUAACUUCUUAAAAUGAAGCACAUUAAUCCGCUUUACAACGGGUGUAGAGCCUAACUGGCAUACAUAUGCAGCACAGGAGUUUCAUGUUUUGGGAAGAACAUUUUCACCAUAAAAAUGCACCUUUAUAAUAAAAGCAUUACAUGUAUAAUCGCAUUUGUGGUCACUUUUGAGAACGGUGUUUUCCUGCUAAUUGAACAUUCGCACUUAUAGCCUACUGCCGUGUGCUUAUUGCUGCGCUUAUAAUGUGAAGAAAUGGCCUAAUAGUUUAUCAACAUCUUUAGAUCAACAUUCUCAUCUGUUGUGUCAGCCUCAUUGCUUAAAACAGGUUUUUUGAUGUUAGUGGUUGUAUUAAUUUGGGAUCUAUCGCAUCCCACAUCUGUCCCAGACUAUAUUUGGAAUAUUUAUUUCUCGUACAGAAUAGAAUAGGUCAACUUUUGUACUAUGGCGGAUAGUAGAUUGACAUAGGCUAGUGCUUUUGCUGUUCGUUAGGCCUACCUAUCUUGUUGGCUGACGAAAAGUGAAUGUGGACAGUUCUUCCAAUAUCUUCAAUAUGCGCCUCGGAUUUGGAUAAGGAUGCAUGCGGUUGCAUCCCCGAUGUGUCUGUCUUCACUUGUAGCCUGUGUGAAAGACCUGAUCACGUGACGGAGAGCCAAGUGAGUGAGAGGUGCUUCGGCACACAGCCGAGAGAAGGGAAUUAUAAUUAUUAUAUUCAGCCCAAGGGCACAAUGGCCACUGGCCACAAAAGGCAUGGAUUUUUUUUACGGCGCAUUACGGCCACACAAAGAGGAUGCAGCCGGGAAACUCGAGGCAUUAUCAAAUGAUUGUCAAAUUGUGAAUGAGAGACUGAUGAAGUGUGUACAGCCUGCCUAAAAAACAAAGCAGUGCUCAUGCCUUUCAUGCGACUUUUUUCAAAUCAUCAUUAGUCGCAUCAUACAGCCUUAGAAUGUAUUAUAAAUCUAAACAUAUAGCCCAACAUUUGUAUCACAACUAAAGUUGCAUAAAUAACUCUAAAUUAAGCAUAUACAGUGCAUUCGGAAAGUAUUCAGACCCCUUCACUUUUUCCACAUUUUGUUCCGUUACAGCCUUAUUCUAAAAUGGAUGAAAUUAUUUUUUCCCCUCAUCAAUCGACACACAAUACUCUACAAUGACAAAGCGAAAACAGGUUUUUAGAAAUGUUAUAACAUUUAUAAAACAUAAAAAACAUAAAUACCUUAUUUACACCCUUUGAUUCAGACCCUUUGCGAUGAGACUCAAAAUUGAGCUCAGGUGCAUCCUGUUUCCAUUGAUCAUCCUUCAUGUUUCUACAACUUGAUUGGAAUCCACCUAUGGUAAAUUCAAUUGAUUGGACAUGAUUUGGAAAGGCACACACCUGUCUAUAUAAGGUCCCACAGUUGACAGUGCAUGUCAGAGCAAAAACCAAGCCAUGAGGUCGAAGGAAUUGUCUGUAGAGCUCCGAGACAGGAUUGUGUCGAGGCACAGAUCUGGGGAAGGGUACCAAAACAUUUCUGCAGCAUUGAAGGUCCCCAAGAACAUAGUGGCCUCCAUCAUUCUUAAAUUGAGGAAGUUUGGAACCCAGACCUUUCCUAGAGCUGGCUGCCCAGCUAAACUGAGCAAUCAGGGGAGAAGGACCUUGAUCAAGGAGGUGACCAAGAACCCGAUGGUCACUCUGACAGAGCUCCAGAGUUCCUCUGUGGAGAUGGGAGAAACUUCCAGAAGGACAACCAUCUCUGCAGCACUCCACCAAUCAGGCCUUUAUGGUAGAGUGGCCAGACGGAAGCCACUCCUCAGUAAAAGGCACAUGACAGCCUGCUUGGAGUUUGUCAAAAGGCACCUAAAGGACUCUCAGACGAUGAGAAACAAGAUUCUCUGGUCUGAUGAAACCAAGAUUGAACUCUUUGGCCUGAAUGCCAAGUGUCACGUCUGGAGGAAACCAGGCACCGCUCAUCAACUGGCCAAUACCAUCCCGGGCUCCUGAGUGGCGCAGCGGUCUAAGGCACUGCAUCUCAGUGCUUGAGGCGUCACUACAGACCCCCUGGUUCGAUUCCAGGCUGAAUUACAACCGGCCGUGAUUGGGAGUCUCAUAGGGCGGUGCACAAUUGGCACAGCAUCGUCCGGGUUUGGCCAGUGUAGGCCGUCAUUGUAAAUAAGAAUUUGUUCUUAACUGACUUGCCUAGUUAAAUAAAGGUUAAAAAAAAGAAAUAUCCCUAUGGUGAAGCAUGGUGGUGACAGCAUUGUGCUUUGGGGAUGUUUUUCAGCGGCAGGGACUGGGAGACUAGUCAGGAUCGAUGGAAAGAUGAAUGGAGCAAAGUAAAGAGAUCCUUGAUGAAAACCUGCUCCAGAGCGCUCAGGACCUACGACUGUUCACCUUCUAAUAGGACAACGACCCUAAGCACAGAGCCAAGACAACACAGCCAAGACAACGCAGGAGUUGCUUCGGGACAAGUCUCUGAAUGUCCUUGAGUGGCCGAGCCAGAGCCCUGACUUCAACCCGAUCUAACAUCUCUGGAGAGACCUGAAAAUAGCUGUGCAGCGACGCUGCCCAUCCAACCUGACAGAGCUUGAGAGGAUCUGCAGAGAAGAAUGGGAGAAACUCCCCAAAUGCAGGUGUCAAGCUUGUAGCGUCAUACCCAAGAAGACAAGGCUUGUAAUCGCUGCCAAAGGUGUUCAACAAAGUACUGAUUAAAGGGUCUGAAUACUUAUGUAAAUAUCAAUUUCAGUUUUUUCUUUUUUAUACAUUUGCAAACAUUUCUAAAAACCUGUUUUUGCUUUGUCAUUAUGGGGUAUUGUGUGUAGAUUGAGGAAAAAACAAACAAUUUAAUCAAUUUUAGAAUAAGGCUGUAACGUAACAAAAUGUGGAAAAAGUGAAAGGGUCUGAAUAAUUCUGACUGCACCGUAGGAGUACCUGUUUCUUUGUUAACCACUCAACACAGAAUAGCCGCAUGUGCACACUCCCUCAAAUUGUUUGGAGAAAAUAUAUUUUAUAUUUUCAGUUGUAUUCUUCAUACUAUAAAAUAAUGCCACGGAAUUCUAAGCAAAUCUUGUCUGCUAAAUGAACUAGUGUAGCCAACAGCCAUAUGGCAUAGCCAGAUCAGGGCCUAACAUAAGGACAACUUAGAGUAUGCUAUCUGUUCUUCUGAAAUAGACUACAUUUUCUUCAGAUCAUGUUUCUUUAAACCUGUCUUAAAUAAAUAAUGGAUUUAUUGUGAUGGUGUAGGCUAUAUUACAUGGAUUUAUUAUACUUUUUAUAAUGUAGGUGUUCCAAAGGUCCGCAUCAGUGGCUUGUAGGCUAUGCGUGGAAGCCAGGAGAUGCUAAAUGUUAAUUAACGGUCAAUUACCAUGAGACCGGCAGUUAUUCGCUUGACAAUCACCAGCUGAAAGAAUGUAAGGACCGCCACACACACCAACACAAUUGUGAAGGGGGCACGACAAUGACUCUUUCCUUUCAAGAGGCUGAAAAGAUUUGGCAUGGGCCCUCAGAUCCUAAAAAAGUUAUACAGCUGCACCAUUGAGAGCAUCUUGACUGGCUGCGUCACCGCUUGGCAUGGCAACUGCUUGGCAUCCGACCGCAAGGCGCUACAGAGGGUAGUGCGUACGGCCCAGUACAUCACUGGGGCCGAGCUCCCUGCCAUCCAGGACCUCUAUACCAGGCGGUGUCAGAGAAAGGCCCUAAAAAUCCAGCCACCCAAGUCAGACUGUUCUCUUUGCUAGUGCACGACAAGCUGUACCGAUGCAGAAGGUCUGGAACCAACAGGACCCUGAACAGCUUCUACCAAGCCAUAAGACUGCUAAAUAGUUAGUCCGGGUAGCUAUUUGGUUAACUAUUUAACUAUCUGCAUUGACCCUUUUUGCACCAACUUUUUUGACUGCUGUUACUGUAUAUUAUCUGUCCUGUUGACUAGUCACUUUAUUCCUAGUUAUAUAUACAUAUCUACCUCAAUUACCUCGUACCCCUGCACAUGAACUCGGUACUGGUACCCGUGUAUACACUGACUGUACAAAACAUUAGGAGCAACUUCCUAAUAUUGAGUUGCACACCACACUUUUUCCCUCAGAACAGCCUCAAUUCGUAAGGGGAUGGGCCUCCUCUGUAGCUCAGUUGGUAGAGCAUGGCGCUUGCAACGCCAGGGUUGUGGGUUCUAUUCCCACGGGGGGCCAGUAUGAAAAAAAUGUAUGCACUCACUAACUGUAAGUUGCUCUGGAUAAGAGCGUCUGCUAAAUGACUAAAAAUGUAAACAUGUAAAAGGUUUCGAAAGCAUUCCGCAGGGAUGCUGGCCCAUGUACUCCAAUGCUUCCCACAGUUGUGUCAAGUUGGCUGGAUGUCUUUUGUGUGGUGGACCAUUCUACACAAGGGAAAUUGUUGAGUGUGAAAAACCCAGUAGCGCUGCAGUUCUUGACACAAACCGUUGUGCCUGGUACCUACUACCAUACCCCAUUCAAAGGCAUUUACAUUUUUUGUCACCCUCUGAAUGGCAUAUACACAAUCCAUGUCUCGGGGCUUAAAAAUGAUUUUUAACCUUUCUCCUCCCCUUCAUCUACGCUGAUUUGAAAUGGAUUUAACAAGUGACAUCUAAGGGAUCAUAGCGUUCACCUGGCUUCAUCUGGUCAUUCUGUCAUCGAAAGAGCAGGUGUUCUUAAUGUUUUGUAUAGACAGUCUAUAGCCAAGUUAUCGUUAUUUCUCUAUUUUAUUUUUCUCUGCAUUUUCGAGAAGGGCCCGUAAGUAAGAAUUUCACUGUUAGUCUACACCUGUUGUUUUACGAAGCAUGUGACAAAUACAAUUUGAUUUGAAUUCUCUCUAAGUCACACACACAAACACAAACUGAGGGAGUUAAAACGUGAGAUUAAGAGCAGUUUGGGUAGAAGCCUGUUCCUCUCCUAAACUGACACAGGACACCAGCUCACACAGGAGGGGCUCCUAGCUUAUUUUCUUAGCAUAUAUUGGCCUAGCUUAGCACCACUCCUCAAAAGCAAUAGUUUUUUUUGCCCCAAAAGUAUCUCUUAGCCUUAGGGCAAAUUCUUGUCUUUCACAAUGUAAUUAGCAUCUGUUUUGGCGUAGUUUAGCAUUGUAAUGUAGCUUAGCUGGGGGUUGUGUUAGCAGAGGAGCUAGUUCCACAUGCUACAUGGCCGGUUGGAGUGAAAACUGGAAAUGUAACAUGCAGACGUGUUGGUAUUGGAGGAGAAUAACGUCCUCACUGGUGACCCUUUCACGUGUGGCUUUACACUCAGACAGGCUCCGCUCUCAUCCAGCUGACAGGUAUGCCAAAUGUUUUGGGUGCAUCAUCUGAAAUGGCAACAGGUUCCUUUUUAUAGUGUACCACAUGGUGCUCUGACCAAACAUAAUGCAGUAUAUAGGAAAUAAGAGCCAUUUCAGAUUCAGCCUUUGAUCAGGAGAGGAAGUAUCUUUAGAGUAUAAUUGAGAUGCACUAUUCCACUCUCACCUCUUUGGUUUGAAUGGUAAAGUAAAGGUUAAAGACGGACACUUUUUCGAAGAGUGAGGGAGGGAAAGAGAUAGAGGACAGAGAGAAAAAACAGAAAGUGACCAUCCCUCCAUCCAUGUCUUUUUGCUGUGGUGGAGUCAGGGUGACAUCAUCGUCUGCAGCAGCAUUGCAGGGUUUUUACUUUUCUUUCUUCCUCUUUUUUCUCGUUCACUCAUUUUAUUUGCUCGUCCAUCCUGGCUGUCACUUCUCUGGCUGUCACUUCUCAGCUGCUUUCAUAAAUCCUCAACUCUCUCUAUUUCUCUUUCUCUCUCGCUCUCUAAAAUAUUUUUCUGUGGCCUCAGAUAUUUGUGUGUAUAGUUGCGGCAGUAAUUCUAUGGAUUAUGGCCUUUGUCUAGCUGAUACCAUAAGUGUAAAGAUGUGUGUGAAGAAACACAUCCUACUGUGUGUGUGUGUGUGUGUGAGCUGUAUUUAAAAAGCAAUUAGCUGUUUUAUUUCCUAAUCCUUAAAAUGCACUGUGGGAUUAAUAAUGGACCCAAUGACACACAGACAGACAGACAGACAGACACAGACACCCCUCUCCCUCCCCUUGACUGAGUAUGGUUGUGGGAGGGUAGAACGUGCUCCAGAAGCUCACCACAGGGGCAGCUGAAUAUAGAGGAGCUCCGGUCAAAACACACUAGAAGUAACACUGGAAUUAUUAUGGAAUACAGAGCAGGGCCAAGGAACACACACACACACACACACACACACACACACUUCUGCUUCCUACAGGCAGACUACUAGGAGCCUGUCUGAGUGGUUGCUACUCUCCCAUGUGGGUGUGUUUAUAUAAUUUAAUAGGGAGGAGGGCUAUUGCUAUAAGGAGCUAUACAGUAUCAGUUUAGUGAAUUCACAGAGAACUACAAGGCUUUCACUGUAAACUUUCUCACCUCUACUACCCACUAGUGUACACACACACACACACACACACACACACUUUCAUCUACUGUAAAGACAAACCUUAACGUCCAUCACACACACAUCACCAUUCAAGACUAUGGUAGCCCACUGAGAUAAAACCUAGGUAUUUGGCUAUUGCGUGAACCACCUCCGCUCUCUUAGGUGGGUGGGCUUAACAAUACAAUUUGUAUUUAUUUAUAUAAUCUCAUUGGACCCCCUCGGGGAAGUUAAGACAAUUUAGAGAAAGAUGGAAAGAGAGCGAGAGAAUGAGAGUAAACUAUACAUCAUUAUUUUCUUGUCACCUCAGAUAUUGGAGGAUUACUAGAGCAAUACAUACUCCCACAAUGCCUUUGGGAGGGGAGGGGAGGCAUGCCAUGCAGUAUAUUACCAGCCCCCAGAUGUCUGUGUCUAUGUGUCUGUCUGUCUGUGUCUAUGUGUCUGUCUGUGUGUGUGUGUGUGUGUGUGUGUGUGUGUGUGUGUGCUACUUUCCCCCAAGCUCUAAAUGUAUGGUCAGGAAUAGUAGCACGAUAGAAAGAAGCAUUUAUAAUGAGUGUGUAUAGUGUGUGUGUGUUUGGGUAGGCGUGUGUGUGCUCACUUACUCCUCUGUGAGGCGCUGUAUCAUUGCAGAAAGAGAGUAAUUAAUGACUCUUGCUCUCGCUCUCUCCAAUUCAAUGGGCUUUAUUGGCAUGGGAAACAUUUUUACAUUGUGGAAUAGAUAAAACCAUUUUUUUAUAUAAACAAUCAGAAAUGAACAGUAAACAUUACACUUCAAAUACAAUUUUAAUGGACACAUACACAUAUUUAGCAGAUGUUAUUGUGGGUGUAGCGAAAUGCUUGUGUUCCUAGCUCCAACAGUGCAGUAGUAUCGCACAAUUCACAACAAUACACACAUCUAAAAGUAAAAGAAUGGAAUUAAGAAAUAUAUAAAUAUUAGAUUGAGCAAUGUCGAAGUGGCAUUGACUAAAAUACAGUAGAAUAGAAUACAGUAUAUACAAAUGAGAUGAGUAAAGCAGUAUGUAAACAUUAUUAAAGUGACUAGUGUUCCAUUAUUAAAGUGGCCAGUGAUUCCAAGUCUAUGUAUAUAGGGAAGCAGCCUCUAAGGUGCAGGGUUGCGUAACCAGGUGGAAGCCGGCUAGUGAUGGCUAUUUAACAGUCUGAUGGCCUUGAGAUAGAAGCUGUUUUUGAGUCUCUCGGUCCCAGCUUUGAUGCACCUUUACUGACCUCGCCUUCUGGAUGAUAGCGGGGUGAACAGGCCGUGGCUCGGGUGGUUGAUGUCCUUGAUGAUCUUUUUGGCUUCCUGUGACAUCGGGUGCUGUAGGUGUCCUGGUGGGCAGGUAGUUUGCCCCAGGUGAUGCGUUGGGCAGACCGCACCACCCUCUGGAGAGCCCUGCGGUCGAUGUGGAUGGGGGCGUGCUCCCUCUGCUGUUUCCUGAAGUCCACGAUCAGCUCCUUUGUUUUGUUGAAGUUGAGUGAGAGGUUAUUUUCCUGGCACUACUCUCCCAGGCCCCUCACCUCUUCCCUGUAGGCUGUCUCGUCAUUGUUGGUAAUCAGGCCUACUACUGUUGUGUCGUAUGCAAACUUGAUGAUUGAGUUGGAGGCGUGCGUGGCCACGCAGUCAUGGGUGAACAGGGAGUACAGGAGGGGGCUGAGCCUGCACCCUUGUGGGGCCCCUGUGUUGAGGAUCAGCGAAGUGGAGGUGUUGUUUCCUACCUUCACCACCUGGGGGCGGCCCGUCAGGAAGUCCAGGACCCAGUUGCACAGGGCGGGGUUCAGACCGUGUUAUAUUACUGGCUAUGUUAAUUAACGAUGUGCAAAUAAUCGAAGUAUGAAAGGGAAAAUAAAUAAACAUAAAUAUGGGUUGUAUUUACAAUGGUUUGUGCUUCACUGGUUGCCCUUUUCUUGUGGCAACAGGUCACAAAUAUUGCUGCUGUGAUGGCACACUGUGGUAUUUCACCUACGAGAUAUGGGAGUUUAUCAAAAUGUGGAUUUAUUUUCAAAUUCUUUGUGGGUCUGUUUAAUCUGAGGAAAAUAUGUCUCUCUAAUAUGGUCAUACAUUUGGCAGGAGGUUAGGAAGUGCAACUCAGUUUCCACCUUUGUGGGCAGUGGGCAGAGCCAGGUCUGCCACUGAGUCUGUACAUAGACAAAGCUUUACUUGGUCCGGUAUUCUGCCACUGUACUCUCUGUUUAGGGUCAAAUAGCAUUCCAGUUUGCUUUGUUUUUUGAUUAGUUCGUUCCAAUGUGUCAAGUAAUUAUCUUUUUGUUUUCUCAUGAUUUGUUUGGGUGUUGCUGUCCUGGGGCUCUGUGGGGUCUGUUUGUGUUUGUGAACUCUUCUCUAGAUUCAACUCUCUGGAGGUGAUGGCUUUGUUUUGGAAGGUUUGGGAAUCGCUUUCUUUUAGGUGGUUUUAGAAUUUAACGGCUCUUUUCUGGAUUUUGAUCAUUAGCAGGUAUCAUCCUAAAUGGCACUGCAUGGUCAAUCCGUGCAGCAUUCACUGUAAUACGGCCUCUGCAGAAGUCAGGGCAUUAGUAUUUAUUGUUCUUCGCGGAUCAGCGCAGAGCUGUUGUGAAGGAAGUACAGGACCUCCCGCCCCCACCUACCAUCAACCAAUCAUGUCAAUGCGGAGCUAUACGGAGCCCUCCGCAUUGUUACACAAUUUCAGAGGCACACGGCGAUGGGGUACGGAGCUCAAUUUGGCCUCUGCAUGCCUCCGGAGCGCCGCAAUUGCGUCACACCCUCCAUACGGAGAUUCCGACCACAUUUUCAGAUUAAGCAUAAAUUGGCUUUUAAUUCUGCUCUGCAUGCAUUAUUUUGUGUUUUACGUUGUACAUGGAGGAUGUUUUUGGCAGAAUUCUGCAUGUCUCAAUUUGGUGUAGUCCAAUUUUGUGAAUUCUUGGUUAGUGAGCAGACCCUAGACCUUACAACUGUAGGAUGCUGAAAACGCAGAUCCCACAGUAGUUAUUGGGGUCAAAUUUGGGGUGAUCAGUCCUGGGUUCCAAAUAUUGGGGAAGAUGCCAGAGGUGAAGACGAUGUUAAAUAGUUUAAGUAUAGCCAAUUGGAAUUUGUGGUCUGUAUAUUUUGUCAUUUAAUUUAGGAUACCAUCAACACCACAGGCCUUUUUGGGUUGGAGGGUUUGUAUUUUGUCCUGUAGUUCAUUCAAUGUAAUUGGAGAAUCCAGCGGGUUCUGGUAGUCUUUAAUAGCUGAUUCUAAGAUUUGUAAUUUAUCAUGUAUAUGUUUUUGCUGUUUGUUCUUUGUUAUAGGGCCAAAAAGAUUGGAGAAGUGGUUUAUCCAUAUGUCUCCAUUUUGGAUAGAGAGCUCUUCGUGUUGUUUGUUUAGUGUGUUCCAAUUUUCCCAGAAGUGGUUAGAUUCUAUGGAUUCUUCAAUUAUAUUGAGCUGGUUUCUGACUGGUUUCUGUACUGUUUGUGUUUCACCAUAGUGAAGGCAUAGGCUCAGGUUUUCUUGGUCUCUGUGUUUGUGGUUAGAUAGGUUUCUCAAUUUCUUUCUUAGGUUUUUGCAUUCUUCAUCAAACCAUUUGUCAUUGUUGUUAAUUUUCUUUGGUUGUCUGCUUGAAAUUUUGGGAUUUGAUAGGGAAGCUGAAAGGUCAAAUAUACUGUUUAGGUUUUCUACUGCCAAGUUUACACCUUCACUAUUGCAAUGAAACGUUUUGUCCAGGAAGUUGUCGAAAAGAGAUUGAAUUUGUUGUUGCCCAAUUGUUUUUUAGUAGGUUUCUACACUACCUUCCUGCCAUCUAUAGUAGUAUGCAGUUUGUUCGGCUUUGACAUCUCAUGAUUCAGUAUUGCACUGUUUAGGUAGACUGUGAUUUUGCUGUGAUCUGAUAUGGGUGUCAGUGGGCUGACUGUGAACACUCACUCUGGGUUGAGGUCAAUGCUAAAGUAAUCUACAGUACUACUGCUAAGGGAUGAGCUAUAGGUGUACCUACCAUAGGAGUCCCCUCAACCCCUACCAUUGACUAUGUAAAGACCCAGCGUGUGACAGAGAUGCAGGAGUUGGGACCCAUUUUUGUUGGUUGUUUCGUCGUAGUUGUGUCUAGGGUGGAAUAUUGCGGAUGGAAUGCUGUCACCUCCAGGUAGAUGUUUGUCCCCCUGUGUGCUAAGAGUGUCAGGUUCUUGUCCAGUUAUGGCAUUUAGGUCGCCACAAACUAGUACAUGUCCCUGGGCCUGGAAGUGGUUUAUCUCCCCCUCUAGGAUGGAGAAGCUGUCAUCGUUAAAGAAUGGGGAUUCUAUUGGGGGGAUGUAGGUAGCACACGUGGACAUUUUCUCUGUUGAGAUAAUCUCCUGAUUUAUUUCUAACCAGAUGUAAAAUGCUCCUGUCUGCUCUAUACCAAAUUAGCAUACCCCCUGAGUCUCUUCCCUGUUUUACUCCUGGUAGUUUGGGGGAUGGGACUACCAGCUCUCUUUAACCUAAAGGGCAACCCGUGGGUCCAUCUCCUCUAUACCAUGUUUCUUGUAGGAUGACAAUGUCUGUAUUUCCGAUUUCUUUGAUGAAGUCUGGGUUCCUGCUCUUUAGGCCAAAGGCAGAUGACCUCAGACCUUGUAUAUUACAGGAAGAGAUAGUGAAAGCUUUGUGUUCCAUAGUGUCUAGUGUUAUUCUUGUGGUUUAGGCUCGGACAAUUAGGAGCAGAGCAUGCUGAGCAUCUGGUGAAUGCCUCUUAGGUCGAUGGAUGGUGCUUGGGUGGGUGUAGUAGUGGGGGUUGGGCUUGUUGCUCUGCUCACGGCCUGGACAUAUGUUUGGCUGUCAUGUUGAGGUCCUUGCUGUAGGGGUGGGGGGCAGAAGGGGCAUAGGCCUGAUCUGGGGGGGCCUAUGUAGGGUGUGGCUAGGGUUUGUUUGGGGGGGGGGGGGGGGCGUGGCUGGUGGUGCUGUGGUCUGGGUGUAGCUCUCUCUCUCUGUAAUGGGUGUGUUGUCCUGGAUAACUCUAAGCACACAUGUAUGAGUCUGCAGGGAGAGAGGGGAGGGAAAGAGAGAGUGAUAGAGAGAGGGUAGAAGGGCUGUGGUGGCAUAAAAAAAUAUAGUCCAAGCCCAACUCCUGCGGGAUAUGGAGAGAUUGAAGAGAGGGAAACAGGGGAUAGAGAGAAAAUAAGAGAGACCCAGGGAUGGAGAUUCAUUGGCCAGCAGGGGCUCAUUUUCCCAGCUCUUUAUCUCAAUAUGAAAUAAUGAGCUAUUUCUGUCUUGCUGCAACUGUGGUGUAGGUGUUGUGCUGUGUUGGGGUGUAGGUAGGUAGGAUAUGUUUUUCUCUGUUUAGUGAAGGACAGGUAGUGGUCUCAUUCUGUCAACACAUGACCAGGAAAUAAACUAUACUUUUUAUUUAUCCUCGUCUCUCUCUCUGGGUAAGGCACUAAUUCAACAACUACAGCCUCACUUAUUCCUCUGUGUGUGCGUUCUUGCUUCAUUAAACUAGGGUUAAUAGCCAGUCACUAGGAGUCAGUGGAAACAUCUCUCUGUCAGUCAGAAUAACAUACAGCUGGCGGGUUAUACACUGUAUCGGCAGGAUAGAACAGCAGCCUCUGGUAAGACAAGGGGUGGUGGUCAAUGUAUAUUUGUAAACAACAGCUGGUGCACGAUAUCUAAUGAAGUCUCGAGGUUUUGCUCGCCUGAGUAUCUCAUGAUAAGCAACGCCUGAGUAUCUCAUGAUAAGCAGGAGACCACACUAUCUACCAAGAGAGUUUUCAUCUAUAUUCUUCAUAGUUGUCUAUUUACCACAACAAACCGAUGCUGGCACUAAGACCGCACUCAAUGAACUGUAUACGGCCUUAAGCAAACAGGAAAACGCUCAUCCAGAGGCAGCGCUCCUAGUGGCCGAUGACUUUAAUGCAGGGAAAUGUACAUCCGUUUUACCUAAUUUCUACCAGCAUAUUAAAUGUGCAACCAGAGGGAAAAAAACUCUAAACCACCUUUACUCCACACACAGAGACACGUACCGAGCUCUCCCUCGCCCUCCAUUUGGCAAAUCUGACCAUAAUUCUAUCCUCCUGAUUCCUGCUUACAAGCAAAAACUAAAGCAGGAAGCACCAGUGACUCGAUCAAUAAAAAAGUGGUCAGAUGAAGCAGAUGCUAAGCUACAGGACUGUUUUGCUACCACAGACUGGAAUAUGUUCCGGGAUUCUUCCGAUGGCAUUGAGGAGUACACCACAUCAGUCACUGGCUUCAUCAAUAAGUGCAUCGAUGACGUCGUCCCCACAAUGACUGUACGUACAUACUCCAACCAGAAGCCAUGGAUUACAGGCAACAUCUGCACUGAGCUAAAUGGUAGAGCUGCCGCUUUCAAGGAGCGGGACUCUAACCCGGAUGCUUAUAAGAAAUCCCGCUAUGCCCUCCGACGAACCAUCAAACAGGCAAAGCGUCAAUGCAGGACUAAGAUGGAAUUGUACUAUACCGGCUCCGACGCUCGUCGGAUGUGGCAGGGCUUGCGAACUAUUACAGACUACAAAGGGAAGCACAGCCGCGAGCUGCCCAGUGACACAACCCUACCAGACGAGCUAAAUUACUUCUAUGCUCGCUUCGAGGCAAGUAACACUGAAACAUGCAUGAGAGCAUCAGCUGUUCCGGACGACUGUGUGAUCACGCUCUCCGUAGCCGAUGUGAGUAAGACCUUUAAACAGGUCAACAUUCACAAGGCCGCAGGGCCAGACGGAUUACCAAGACGUGUACUCCUAGCAUGCGCUGACCAACUGGCAAGUGUCUUCACUGACAUUUUCAACCUCUCCCUGUCUGAGUCUGUAAUACCAACAUGUUUCAAGCAGACCACCAUAGUCCCUGUGCCCAAGAACACUAAGUUAACCUGCCUAAAUGACUACCGACCCGUAGCACUGACCUCUGUAGCCAUGAAGUGCUUUGAAAGGCUGGUCAUGGCUCACAUCAACACCAUUAUCCCAGAAACCCUAGACCCACUCCAAUUUGCAUACCGCCCCAACAGAUCCACAGAUGAUGCAAUCUCUAUUGUGCUCCACACUGCCCUUUCACACCUGGACAAAAGGAACACCUAUGUGAGAAUGAUAUUAAUUGACUACAGCUCAGCGUUCAACACCAUAGUGCCCUCAAAGCUCAUCACUAAGCUAAGGGCCCUGGGACUAAACACCUCCCUCUGCAACUGGAUCCUGGACUUCCUGACGGGCCGCCCCCAGGUGGUAAGAGUAGGUAACAACACAUCUGCCACGCUGAUCCUCAACACGGAGGCCCCUCAGGGGUGCGUGCUCAGUCCCCUCCUGUACUCCCUGUUCACUCAUGACUGCAUGGCCAGGCACGACUCCAACACCAUCAUUAAGUUUGCAGAUGACACAACAGUGGUAGGCCUGAUCACCGACAACGACAAGACAGUCUAUAGGGAGGAGGCCAGAGACCUGGCCGUGUGGUGCCAGGACAACAACCUCUCCCUCAACGUGAUCAAGACAAAGGAGAUGAUUGUGGACUACAGGAAAAAGGAGAGGACCGAGCACGCCCCCAUUCUCAUCGACGGGGCUGUAGUGGAGCAGGUUGAGAGCUUCAAGUUCCUUGGUGUCCACAUCACCAACAAACUAACAUGGUCCAAGCACACCAAGACAGUCGUGAAGAGGGCACGACAAAACCUAUUCCCCCUAAGGAGACUGAAAAGAUUUGGCAUGGGUCCUCAGACCCUCAAAAUGUUCUACAGCUGCACCAUCGAGAGCAUCCUGACUGGUUGCAUCACUGCCUGGUAUGGCAACUGCUCGGCCUCCGACCGCAAGGCACUGCAGAGGGUAGUGCAUAUGGCCCAGUACAUCACUGGGGUCAAGCUUCCUGCCAUCCAGGACUAUACCAGGCGGUGUCAGAGGAAGGCCCUAAAAAUUGUCAAAGACUCCAGCCACCCUAGUCAUAGACUGUUCUCUCUGCUACCGCAUGGCAAGCAGUACCGGAGCGCCAAAUGUCUAGGUCCAAGAGGCUUCUUAACAGCUUCUACCCCCAAGCCAUAAGACUCCUGAACAUCUAAUCAAAUGGCUAACCAGACUACUUGCAUUGCCCCCCCCCCCCCACCCCCCCCCCCCACCCCCUCUUUUACCCUGCUGCUACUCUCUAUUUAUUAUCGAAGCAUAGUCACUUUAAUAACUCAACCUACAUGUACAUAUUACCUCAAUUACCUCGACUAACCAGUGCCCCCGCACAUUGACUCUGUACCAGUACCCCCUGUAUAUAGCCUCGCUAUUGUUAUUUUUACUGCUGCUCUUUAAUUAUUUGUUACUUUUAUUUCGUAUAUUUUUAUAUUGUAUUUUUUUUUUUGAGUUUUUUUGUUGUUGUUGGUAUUCUUAAAACUGCAUUGUUGGUUAAGAGCUUGUAAGUAAGCAUUUCAAUGUAAGGUCUACACCUGUUGUAUUCGGCGCAUGUGACAAAUUACAUUUUAUUUGAUGGCAGGGAUUUUCCUCACAUCAACUGAGCCCAAAAUAAACCUCUCCUCUCCACAACUCUUCAACAGUUACUCCAGCCAGACAAAAUCAAUAUCAUGUUCCCAUUCUGAAAACUUUCUUUCUUUGACUGUGAUGCUGAAAAAAAUCAACCGCCUAUGCCCAUACUCAAGGAAGAAAUACAACCUCAGAAAUGUGGAUUGUAGAACAAGUUGGAUAAAACUAGGCCUAUUUUUCCUGAAACCUUUCGAUGUAAGAGGAGAGAAUUUGAACAUUGAGAGUUUCUGUAAAAAUCCUAACACUUCUGUCUUUCCCUCUCUCCAGGUUUUCGCAAAAAUGAAGACAUGAGAGCGAUGGAGGUGUUGCCUAUUCUAAAGGAAAAAGUUGCCUUCCUAUCAGGUGUGUGUGUGUGUGUGUGUGUGUGAGAGAGAGAAUCCUGGUUUCUUUCUUCAUAAACAAAGCUAAUGGAACAUGACACAUUCGCUACGUAGAGCUUCACACACUGACAGCUACCAGGCAUGGAGCUACACACACGCAUUCUGAGUGAAUUUAUAGCUGUGACCCGUGGCUACUGAGAGGUCAGACACUUGACCUUUGACCCCUCGUAUGCCAGUUCUCAACUAUUUUAGUGUUGAACAUUAUGUCUUUGUGUGCUUUUGAUUGUGUCUGUGUGAGCUAAUGUGUUUGUGUGUGUGUGUGGGUCAUUCCACUUCCUCUUUUGUCUGACUCCAUUCUCCUCCUGUGUGUAGCCAAGGUCACUGACAGAUGGACCAUAAUGACAAGAAGAGAGAGAAAUAGAGAGAGGAAGAGAGAGGCGAGGUCAGAGAGAGUGGUUGCUAUAGCGAUGAGUUACUGUCUGUCAACCGUUUCCCAUAAUGCAUUUUGCUAAAGUACUUGGUUUUGAAAGGAGAGGAGCGGUGGAGGGAGGGAGGGAGGGAGGGAGGGAAAGAGAGGAAGAGGGUAGUGUAGGAAAGAAAGAGGAACGUAUUGAAAUUUGAAGAAAUGUUGAGAGAUGUAUAGAUCGUAUAUCCAGCUACUACUAGGCCUACCUAACACACAUUAACAUAGUCAAAUAAAUUACUGUAGGAUUUCUAUAGAAAUGCCUCUAUAUUUCUGUAUAGGCCUAUUGCUUUCUACAUAGUCUUCCUGAUACAAUAAUGUAUUCCCUGCCAUUCUGAGUACCUGUUCCUGAGAUAAUGCUAUCAUGUGGCCAUGAUCAUACUCAUGGGAAUAUAUGAACUCUCAUGUGUUUCUGACUAUGUCCACCAGGAGGCAGAGGUGUGCGUGCGUACACUACACUGUGCUCUAAGCUGACUGUCCUGUGUGUAUUUGUGUGUGUGUGUGUGUUUGUGUGUUUUCACUCUCUAAGAUGAAUGUUUUCUCCUGUGUGUUCCAGGGGGCAGAGACAGACGCGGAGGUCCAGUGUUAACGUUUCCGUCACGCAGUAACCACGACAGAAUACGAGCUGACGACCUCAGAAGACUCAUAGCGUACCUCGCUGGCAUCCCCAAGUACGUACGUGUGUGUGUGUGUGUGUGUGUGUACAGUACCUGCAUGCGUACAUAUUGUGUGUGUAUUUCUAUGGUUGGUUUAGUCUCUUGGAUUCAGAUCUUUAACCAAACACGAGAGAGAAAGUGCGAGGGAGGGAGUGAUGAAAACAGAGAGCGAUAGAUUGUGGGCCAGAAUACCUGCCGCAGCUCAUCUGUUGCCAAGAACCCUUCCUCCACACUGUCACUAGAGAGAGACAAAUGGAUGGAGAGAGAGAGAUGGAGAGUCCGAACCAAAAGGAGGGAGUGAGGGAUGGAGAGAGCGAGUGGAGCAUAGAGCGGGAGAUGGCAAGGGAUUAAAACAGAGAGAUAGAGCGCAUGUGCGGGGAGGGGGGUGUGUGUUUGUGUGAGUACAACAGAGUGUCGCAGAGGCGGUACGGGUGCUAGAUCAGCACAGUAGUUGUGAUGAUGGCUGCGGAUGAGUAGGUCUUUACGCUGCUGUGCUCUCGUCCUAGGUACGUCUCUCCUUCCAUCGUAUCUCUCUAAUUAAAAUGUAUAUUUUAACGGUUCUUCUACUCUCUCGCUUUCUAUGUAGAGAAGAUGUAGAUCUCUCGCUCCCACUUUUUCUCUAGUUACCUUAUUUGUCUUUCUCUCUCUCUCCCCUCUCUCUCUCUCUGCUUAGUGUAGUGGGAGUCAGAGUUGCUGUUUUAUUUUUUGUUGACCUGGAACACAUCUGCAGACUGUCUGUAGCUGACAGACAGAUGUUAGAAAGAGAGGGAGGGCUGGAUAGAAAGGGAAGGGAUCCAGAAAGAUAGUGGAGGAGAGAAUAAGGGAUUGAGAGAAGAAUAAGGUAUUGAGAGAGAUAAAGGAUAGUAUGCUCCUGAGAGAUAGAAGUCUCUGGGGCUGAGUGUUGUGGUCAGCCGAGAGAGAAAGAGAGCGGGGGGAUAAGUAGAUCCAAUGUUUAUUACUAGCCAUGCAGGAGAUGUAUGAUGCCGUGGGGAGAAUCUUAGUUUAACUACGGUCUUGAUGCUGAUGAUGGAUUGAGUCUCUCUUGCUUUGUUUUGGUUAUUAUACUGAGUGAUUUUUCUUCCAAUUUGGAUGGAAAUCACUGUAGGUUUUUGUGAUUUAUCAUUCUGUGUGUGGGUGUGUGUGUGCGUGCGUUCGCAGUGCGUACUGUAUGUGCUUUUCACAGUACAGAAAAUGCGUCAUCACCAUCUCAUGGUUUGUUUUGAUUCUCUCCCUCCCUCCCUUCCCUCUCUUUCUCUACCUCCCACUCAUCCUCCUCCCUCUGUCUCCACCACUUCUCUCGGCCCCCUCCCCUUUCCCACCCUCCCACUCUUUCGCUACCACCUCUCCCCCUCCUACCUUCUCUCUCCCUCCCACUCUCUCCUCCCUCCCUCCUCCCUCCUCCCUCCUCCUUAUCUUUCCCUACCACCCACUCUCACUCUUUCGCUACCACCUUCCUUCUCCCUCCUCCUCCUCCCUCCCUCGGUCCAGUGAGGAGGUGAUCAAGCAUGGCUUCACAGUCAUAGUGGACAUGCGAGGCAGUAAAUGGGACAGUAUCAAAUCUCUACUGAAGAUCCUCCAGGAGUCGUUCCCCUGCUGUAUACACGUAGCGCUCAUCAUCAAACCAGACAACUUCUGGCAGAAACAACGCACCAACUUCGGCAGCUCCAAGUUCGAAUUUGAGGUAACAUUUUUGUUUUUAUUGUACUAUACUGUUCUGUACUUAGGGUUGCAAAGGGAGGGUAUAUUACUGGAAACUUUCUAAGACAUCUAGUGGCCCUUUUGGGUACUUCAGAUCAUAGGUGUCUGUAAUUAUCUCUGGCCCUCUGUGUUAAUGUCAGAGCGGGCGUAGGUGUGGUGUAGGAAUCAGAUGCAGGACACAGAUGCUAGUCCAAAAAUACUUUAGUAAAGUCCACAAAAAGAACGGCUACAACCAGAGCCGGAGGCACGAGGAAAAUAACGCACACAGCGUAUAAAUGCUAAACACAGCAAACACGCACAACAAGUGCGACUCUCUAUCCAAUACAGAAUAGAGCACUAACUGACUGGAAGCACCAGCUGACAAGGAACAACUACACACAACCACAAGACAGAAACAACGAGAACUUAAAGGACACAUAAUCAAGACAAAAUGAGAAACAGGUGUACCAAAACAGACCAAACCAAACAAACACAGAAACAAUGAACGGUGGCAGCUAGUACUCCGGAGACGACGACCGCCGAAGCCUGCCCGAACAAGGAGAAGGAGCAGCCUCGGCCGAAACCGUGACAGUUAAAUAGAUAAAAUAAUCAAAUAAGAUGAUUUUAAAAUAAACAAUUGAAUGACAAAGCUGUAAAACAUUAAAUAUAAACCAUAAACUUAGUGAAUACCAUUGGUUUUUAAUAUGAGGGUUUCAGCAUGAAAUAUCUUCUUUUUUUUUGUCAAUAUGUUGUUGUUGUAAAAAAAUGUGGCCCCAAAUUGGUGGCAGUUGUGAAAAAAGUUAAGAGUUAUGACAUUGUUGAUUUAGAUGUUUUUUUCAUUAAUUAGGCUAUUUUCUCUUGAACCAUAUGGUCGAUCCACUAGAAACUGAUGGAAUACUAGUGCAUUCGGAAAGUAUUCAGACCCCAAGACCUUUUCCACAUUUUGUUACGUUACAGCCUUAUUCUAAAAUGGAUUAAAUAAAUACAAAUCCUCAUCAAUCUACACACAAUACCCCAUAAUGACAAAGCGAAACCAGGUUUUUAUAAAUUUUUGCAAAUGUAUAAAAAAAACUAAAAACAGAAAUACCUUAUUUACAUAAGUAUUCAGACCCUUUGCUAUGAGGUGCAUCCUGUUUCCAUUGAUCAUCCUUGAGAUGUUUCUACAACUUGUUUCUACAACUUGAUUGGAGUCCACCUUUGGUAAUUUCAAUUGAUUGGACAUUAUUUGGAAAGGCACACACCUGUCUAUAUAAGGUCCCACAGUUGACGGUUCAUGUCAGAGCAAAAACCAAGCCAUGAGUUCGAAGGAAUUGUCCGUAGAGCUCCGAGACAGGAUUGUGUCGAGGCACAGAUCUGGGGAAGGGUACCAAAAAAUGUCUGCAGCAUUGGAAGGUCCCCAAGAACACAGUGGCCUCCAUCAUUCUUAAAUGGAAGAAGUUUGGAACCACCAAGACUCUUCUUAGCGCAGGCCGCCCGGCCAAACUGAGCAAUCAGGGGAGAAGGGCCUUGGUCAGGGAGGUGACCAAGAACCCGAUGGUCACUCUGGCCAAGCUCCAGAGUUCCUCUGUGGAGAUGGGUGAACCUUCCAGAAGGACAACCAUCUCUGCAGCACUCCACCAAUCAGGCCUUUAUCGUAGAGUGGCCAGAGGGAAGCCACUCCUCAGUAAAAGGCACAUGACAGCCUGCUUGGAGUUUGCCAAAAGGCACCUAAAGGACUCUCAGACCAUGAGAAACAAGAUUCUCUGGUCUGAUGAAACCAAGAUUGAACUCUUUGGCCUGAAUGCCAAGCGUCACGUCUGGAGGAAACCUGGCACCAUCCCUAUGGUGAAGCAUGGUGGUGGCAGCAUCAUGCUGUGGGGAUGUUUUUCUGCGGCAGGGACUGGGAGACUAGUCAGGAUCGAGGGAAAGAUGAACGGAGCAAAGUACAGAGAGAUCCUUGAUGAAAACCUGCUCCAGAGCGCUCAGGACCUCAGACUGGGUUCAAAGGUUCACCUUCCAACAGGACAAUGACCCUAAGCACACAGUCAAGACAACGCAGGAGUGGCUUCGGGACAAGUCUCUGAAUGUCCUUGAGUGGCCCAGCCAGAGCCCGGACUUGAACCCGAUCGAACAUCUCUGGAGAGACCUGAAAAUAGCUGUGCAGUGACGUUCCCCAUCCAACCUGACAGAGCUUGAAAUGAUCUACAGAGAAGAAUGGGAGAAACUCCCCAAAUACAGGUGUGCCAAGCUUGUACCUUCAUACCCAAGAAGACUCGAGUCUGUAAUUGCUGCCAAAGGUGCUUCAACAAAGUACUGAGUAAAGGGUCUGAAUAUUUAUGUAAAUGUGAUAUUUCUGGUUAUUAUUUUUGAAAAAUGUGCGGAAAUGUCUGAAAACCUGUUUUUGCUUCGUCAUUAUGGGGUAUUGUAUGUAGAUUGAUGAGGGAAAAAAACAAUUUAAUCAAUUUUAGAAUAAGACUGUAACGUAACAAAAUAUGGAAAAAGUAAAGGGGUCUGAAUACAUUCCGAAUGCACUGUAUGAAUACAUUUAAAAAAAGUUAUUAAAGUAUAAAUUACCGAAGUUACCAUACAUUGCCAUAGAUAGCCAAAAUUAUAGAAGAUUCCGGUGACUAAAUUACCGGUAACUUUGCAACCCUAACUAUACUAUACUAUGCUAUACUGUGGUCCUCUGUAGCUCAGCUGGUAGAGCACGGUGGUGCUUGUAAUGCCAAGGUAGUGGGUUCGAUCCCCGGGACCACCCAUACACAAAAAUGUAUGCACGCAUGACUGUAAGUCGCUUUGGAUAAAAGCGUCUGCUAAAUGGCAUAUAUAUAUAUAUAUAUACUAUACUGUACUGUACCAUGUCACUGCAUUCAUUGCAUUUUAAUGACUGUGCCUUUGCUGAAACGUAACAAAUUCAACAACAAUAGGGUAUGUUUUGGACUGUGACUUUGAGGUGUACCGCUUAUUAUACUCUUUGCUGUUUUAAAUGUGUUAUUUAGAAUCACAAUGGGAUAUUCUAUGGAACUCUGCUUGUUUUAAUUCACACACACACACACACACACACACACACACACACACACACACACACACACACACACACACACACACACUGCUGUUUUGAAUUGUUUUUGAUAGGCUUGUAGGCUUGAUUACUUGUAAUAGUGUUGAAAAUCCUGCAGAGCAAUGCAAUAAUGUAAUGAAGCUCUAGGUUAUUAGCUUUGAUUUAUUUGCUGGUUUUAUUUGCCGUGUCUGUGAUGUGUAGAGCGCUACUUUUGUUGUUGUAUUAAGUUGACACACACACACAGCCACACACACAGUCACACAUACAGCCACACACACAGCCACACAUACACAGCCACCCUGUUAGAGCAAUGCUGUGGUAUUGGGUUGUCUCAGAGGGCUUUAUUGAUUGGUUGAUGGUGUGUAAAGCCGUGUGUCACUCUGUCAGCCAGUCGCCACAGGGCCACAGAACACACACGUGAUUAAACACCACCCAUUCUCUUUAUCCUGCUGUGUGCGUGUGUGCGUGUGCGCGAGACCAAUGUGUGCGUGUGUCAAAUCCAACGUUAUUUGUCACGUGCCGAAUACAACAGCUGUAGACCUUACCGUGAAAUGCUUACUUACAAGCCCUUAACCAACAAUGGCAUUUUUUAAACAAGUAAGUAAGAAAAUAUUAACAUAAAAAUAAAAUAAAGUAAGAAAGAAGUAACACUAUAAAAAAACAACGAGGCUACAGUUGAAGUCGGAUGUUUACAUACACUUAGGUUGGAGUCAUUAAAACUUGUUUUUCAUCCACUCCACACAUUUCUUGUUAACAAACUAUCGUUUUGGCAAGUCGGUUAGGACAUCUACUUCGUGCAUGACACAAGUAAUUUUCCAACAAUUGUUCACAGACAGAUUAUUUCACUUAUAAUGCACUGUAUCACAAUUCCAGUGGGUCAGAAGUUUACAUACACUAAGUUGACUGUGCCUUUAAACAGCUUGGAAAAUUCCAGAAAAUGAUGUCAUGGCUUUAGAAGCUUCUGAUAGGCUAAUUGACAUCAUUUGAGUCAAUUGGAGGUGUACCUGUGGAUGUAUUUCAAGGCCUACCUUCAAACACAGUGCCUCUUUGCUUGACAUCAUGGGGAAAAAAAUUGCAGACUUCCACAAGUCUGGUUCAUCCUUGGGAGCAAUUUCCAAACGCCUGAAGGUACCACGUUCAUCUGUACAAACAAUAGUACGCAAGUAUAAACACCAUGGGACCACGCAGCCGUCAUAUCGCUCAGGAAGGAGACGCGUUCUGUCUCCUAGAGAUGAACGUACUUUGGUGCGAAAAGUGCAAAUCAAUCCCAGAACAACAGCAAAGGACCUUGUGAAGAUGCUGGAGGAAACAGGUACAAAAGUAUAUAUAUCCACAGUAAAACGAGUCCUAUAUCGACAUAACCUGAAAGGCCGCUCAGCAAGGAAGAAGCCACUGCUCCAAAACCGCCAUAAAAAAGCCAGACUACAGUUUGCAACUGCACAUUGUGGACAAAGAUUGUACUUUUGGAGAAAUCUCCUCUGGUCUGAUGAAACAAAAAUAGAACUGUUUGGCCAUAAUGACCAUCGUUAUGUUUGGAGGAAAAAGGGGGAACGCUUGCAAGCCGAAGAACACCAUGCCAACUGUGAGGAACGGGGGUGGCAGCAUCAUGCUGUUGGGGUGCUUUGCUGCAGGAGGGACUGGUGCACUUCACAAAAUAGAUGGCAUCAUGAGGAAGGAAAAUUAUGUGGAUAUACAGUGGGGAAAAAAGUAUUUAGUCAGCCACCAAUUGUGCAAGUUCUCCCACUUAAAAAGAUGAGAGAGGCCUGUAAUUUUCAACAUAGGUACACGUCAACUAUGACAGACAAAUUGAGAAAGAAAAAUCCAGAAAAUCCCAUUGUAGGAUUUUUAAUGAAUUUAUUUGCAAAUUAUGGUGGAAAAUAAGUAUUUGGUCACCUACAAACAAGCAAGAUUUCUGGCUCUCACAGACCUGUAACUUCUUCUUUAAGAGGCUCCUCUGUCCUCCACUCGUUACCUGUAUUAAUGGCACCUGUUUGAACUUGUUAUCAGUAUAAAAGACACCUGUCCACAACCUCAAACAGUCACACUCCAAACUCCACAAUGGCCAAGACCAAAGAGCUGUCAAAGGACACCAGAAACAAAAUUGUAGACUUGCACCAGGCUGGGAAGACUGAAUCUGCAAUAGGUAAGCAGCUUGGUUUGAAGAAAUCAACUGUGGGAGCAAUUAUUAGGAAAUGGAAGACAUACAAGACCACUGAUAAUCUCCCUCAAUCUGGGGCUCCACGCAAGAUCUCACCCCGUGGGGUCAAAAUGAUCACAAGAACGGUGAGCAAAAAUCCCAGAACCACACGGGGGGACCUAGUGAAUGACCUGCAGAGAGCUGGGACUAAAGUAACAAAGCCUACCAUCAGUAACACACUACGCCGCCAGGGACUCAAAUCCUGCAGUGCGAGACGUGUCCCCCUGCUUAAGCCAGUACAUGUCCAGGCCCGUCUGAAGUGCAUUUGGAUGAUCCAGAAGAGGAUUGGGAGAAAGUCAUAUGGUCAGAUGAAACCAAAAUAUAACUUUUUGGUAAAAACUCAACUCGUCAUGUUUGGAGGACAAAGAAUGCUGAGUUGCAUCCAAAGAACACCAUACCUACUGUGAAGCAUGGGGGUGGAAACAUCAUGCUUUUGGGCUGUUUUUCUGCAAAGGGACCAGGACGACUGAUCCGUGUAAAGGAAAGAAUGAAUGGGGCCAUGUAUCGUGAGAUUUUGAGUGAAUACCUCCUUCCAUCAGCAAGGGCAUUGAAGAUGAAACGUGGCUGGGUCUUUCAGCAUGACAAUGAUCCCAAACACACCGCCCCAUGGCAACGAAGGAGUCGCUUCGUAAGAAGCAUUUCAAGGUCCUGGAGUGGCCUAGCCAGUCUCCAGAUCUCAACCCCAUAGAAAAUCUUUGGAGGGAGUUGAAAGUCUGUGAUGCCCAGCGACAGCCCCAAAACAUCACUGCUCUAGAGGAGAUCUGCAUGGAGGAAUGGGCCAAAAUACAAGCAACAGUGUGUGAAAACCUUGUGAAGACUUACAGAAAACGUUUGACCUGUGUCAUUGCCAACAAAGGGUAUAUAACAAAGUAUUGAGAAACUUUUGUUAUUGACCAAAUACUUAUUUUCCACCAUCGUUUGCCAAUAAAUUCAUUAAAAAUCCUACAAAGUGAUUUUCUGGAUUUUUUUUUCUCAUUUUGUCUGUCAUAGUUGACGUGUACCUAUGAUGAAAAUUACAGGCCUCUCUCAUCUUUUUAAGUGGGAGAACUUGCACAAUUGGUGGCUGACUAAAUACUUUUUUUCCCCACUGUAUUGAAGCAACAUCUCAAGACAUCAGUCAGGAAGUUAAAGCUUGGUCGCAAAUGGGUCUUCCAAAUGGACAAUGACCCCAAGCAUACUUCCAAAGUUGUGGCAAAAUGGCUUAAGGACAACAAAGUCAAGGAAUUGGAGUGGCCAUCACAAAGCCCUGACCUCAAUCCUAUAUAACUUUUGUGGGCAGAACUGAAAAAGCGUGUGCGAGCAAGGAGGCCUACAAACCUGACUCAGUUACACCAUCUCUGUCAGGAGGAAUGGGCCAAAAUUCACCCAACUUAUUGUGGGAAGCUUGUGGAAGGCUACCCGAAACGUUUGACCCAAGUUAAACAAUUUAAAGGCAAUGCUACCAAAUACUAAUUGAGUGUAUGUAAACUUCUGACCCACUGGGAAUGUGAUGAAAGAAAUAAAAGCUGAAAUAAAUCAUUCUCUCUACUAUUAUUCUGACAUUUCACAUUCUUAAAAUAAAGUGUUGAUCCUAACUGACCUAAGACAGGGAAUCUUUACUAGGAUUAAAUGUCAGGAAUGUAUUUGGCUAAGGUGUAUGUAAACUUCCGACUUCAACUGUAUAUACAGUGCAGGGGGUACCUGUACAGUGUCAAUGUGCGGGGGUACAGGUUAGUCGAGGUCAUUGAGGUGAUAUGGGGUACAGGUUAGUCGAGGUCAUUGAGGUAAUAUGGGGUACAGGUUAGUCGAGGUCUUUUAGGUAAUAUGGGGUACAGGUUAGUCGAGGUCAUUGAGGUAAUAUGGGGUACAGGUUAGUCGAGGUCAGUGAGGUAAUAUGGGGUACAGGUUAGUUGAGGUCAUUGAGGUAAUAUGGGGUACAGGUUAGUCCAGGUCAUUGAGGUAAUAUGGGGUACAGGUUAGUCCAGGUCAUUGAGGUAAUAUGUACAUGUGCCCGCUUGGGUGUUUUUCAGCGCCACGUUUUGCUCAGUGAAAAUCACUUUUCCAUCCAAUGCUGGGUUAUGCUUUUAAAAUGUUGAAGGAAUAGAGAGAGAUAUGGAGAGAUGGGCUGAUGCAUUCUAACCUGGAUUUGUCAAUAGAAGAUAACUCUUAGAAUUGUGUUUUGCUCCUUCUGUCCGCCUUUCUUUGGGAUUAGAGUUUCUCAUCUUUUUUAUUUCUCUCUCUCUCUCUAAUCUUGCCCACGCAAGGCUUUGUCAGGUCUAUCCUCAUUCCUCACUCCUCUCUCUAUCCUUCAAUCUGACACAGAGUGUGGGUGUUAACCUUGCUGUGUGGGUUGGUAUUAUCUUGGCAGUGAGAGUGGAAACAAUCUCUCCCAUAUUUCUCAAUCUGUAUAGACAUAUCUUUACCUUUUCUGAGGUAAAAGUCAUUUUCUAAAUGUCCCCAAAACGCUAUAUGAAAUCAGCAGACUUAAUCAAUGAUAAAGAGAAAGGGAAACUGAGAGAUGAGACUUUUUUUUGUCACAGCCAAUCAAAUGUGUCUGCCUGAGUGUCUGAAUCACCAUUAUUGUGUCACUGACAGAGUGGGCACAGAGUGGGCACAGAGUGGGCAUUGAACUUCUCCUGAUCCCGUUUACCAUUGUUUACCAAAAGGCAGUGAUGAUUUUGUUAGAAUUGAUUAAAACCUUCUCUAUCCCUCCCUCUUCCCUUUCUUUCCCUUCCCUCUUUAUCUUUCCUCCUCAUCUCUGCGUUCUUCCCCCUCUCCAUCUCUCUCUAGACCACCAUGGUAUCGUUGGAGGGUCUAUCUAAGGUGGUUGACCCCUCCCAGCUGACCCCUGAUUUCGAGGGAAGUCUGGAAUACAACCAUGACGAGUGGAUCGAGGUACGACCAGUCUAUCAAUUAAUCAAUCUAUGGUUUGCAAAAACUAAAAUACACUGACUAAAACACACACACACACACACACUUUAGCUCUAUUAGUCAGUACUAAAACCACAAGUCAAUCAAUCCAUCAAUCAAUCAAUCCAUACAGUAUCUGCGUUCUUUUCCAGGUGCGGGUUGCAUUUGAGGAGUUUACGGGGCACGCGGGUCACAUGUUGUCGAGGCUGGAGGAGAUGCAGGAGGUGGUGGCGAGGAAAGACUUCCCCACGGAUCUGGACGGGGCUCGGCGCAUGAUAGAGGAACACGCCACGCUGAAGAAGAAAGUCAUCAAAGCUCCAAUAGAGGAACUGGAUACGGAGGGACAGAGGUAGGCUGCGCACCACACACAGACACACACACACACGCACUCGGAAACAGACUGAUGGUGAGGCUAAUUUUACACUGCUGAUGGUGUGUGUGUGUGUGUGUGUGUGUGUGUAUGUUGUUUCACGUUAUGUCCUCUCUCUCCCACGCUGUGUGUGUCCUCUCCCAGGUUACUGCAGCGUAUCCAGAGCAGUGAGUCGUACAGGAACUCUAACGCCAGCGGUGUGUGUAACGCUGACUCCCAGGGGCUGAUGCCACGCGUCGCCACCCUGCUGGACAAACUCCACACCACACGACAACACCUCCACCAGGCCUGGCACAUCAGGAAACUCCAGCUGGACCAGUGCUUCCAGCUACGCCUCUUCGAACAGGACGCUGAGAAGGUAUCAUGGCUGGAUGGAUAGAUAGUAAAGGAAAAGACAAGUGCAACAGUUAAAAGUGCUAGUAUGAUUUGUUUGUGUGUGUGAAGAGGGGGUGAAUCGAUCCAGUGUAAUAGACUAAUAGAGUAUCAUUGAUACUGUAGAUAGUUUCAGUAGAAUAGACAGGUAGCAGUGUUGGACUGCGGUAGGGGCUUGUUGCUAGGACACCAUAGACAGUAGUUAGCUCUGAAGAGGCUGUUGGUAUUCUCUUAUGACACUCAUCUCUCUUCUCCCUGUGCCUUGUGCUUCACAGAUACAUCUAUAUGUGUAUAAAUGUAUAUAUGUACAGUACCAGUCAAAAGUUUGGACACACCUACUCAUUCAAGGGUUUUUCUUUAUUUUUUACUAUUUUCUACAUUGUAGAGUAAUAGUGAAGACGUCAAAACUAUGAAAUAACACAUAUGGAAUCAUGUAGUUACAAAAAGUGUUAAACAAAUCAAAAUCUAUUUUAUAUUUGAGAUUCUUCAAAGUAGCCACCCUUUGCCUUGAUGAGAGCUUUGCACACUCUUGGCAUUCUCUCAACCAGAUUCACCUGGAAUGCUUUUCCAACAGUCUUGAAGGAGUUCCUACAUAUGGUGAGCACUUGUUGGCUGAUUUUCCUUCACUCUGCGGUCCAACUCAUCCCAAACCAUCUCAAUUGGGUUGAGUUCGGGUGAUUGUGGAGGCCAGGUCAUCUGACGCAGCACUCCAUCACUCUCCUUCUUGGUCAAAUAGCCCUUACACAGCCUGGAGGUGUGUUGGGUCAUUGUCCUGUUGAAAAACAAAUGAUAGUCCCACUAAGCCCAAACCAGAUGGGAUGACGUAUCGCUGCAGAAUGCUGUGGUAGCCAUGUUGGUUAUGUGUGCCUUGAAUUCUAAAUAAAUCACAGACAGUGUCACCAGCAAAGCACCCACACACCAUAACACCUCCUCCUCCACGCUUCACGAUGGGAAACACACAUGCGGAGAUCAUCCGUUCACCUACUCCGCAUCUCACAAAGACACGGCGGUUGGAACCAAAAAUCUCAAAUUUGGACUCAUCAGACCAAAGGACAGAUUUCCACUGGUCUAAUGUCCAUUGCUUGAGUUUCUUGGCCCAAGCAAGUCUCCUCUUCUUAUUGGUGACCUUUAGUAGUGGUUUCUUUGCAGCAAUUCGACCAUGAAGGCCUGAUCCACACAGUCCCCUCUGAACGGUUGAUGUUGAGAUGUGUCUGUUACUUGAACUCUGUGAAGCACUUAUUUUGGCUGCAGUCUGAGGUGCAGUUAACUCUAAUGAACUUAUCCUCUGCACCAAAGGUAACUCUGCGUCUUUCUUUCCUGUGGCGGUCCUCUUGAGAGCGACUGCACUUGAAGAAACGUUCAAAGUUCUUGAAAUGUUCCGUAUUGACUGACCUUCAUGUCUUAAAGUAAUGAUGGACUGUCGUUUCUCUUUACUUAUUUGAGCUGUUCUUGCCAUAAUAUGGACUUGGUCUUUUACCAAAUAGGGCUAUCUUCUGUAUACCACCCCUACCUUGUCACAACACAACUGAUUGGCUCAAACGCAUUAAGAAGGAAAGAAAUUCCACAAAUGAACUUUUAACAAGGUACACCUGUUAAUUGAAGUACAUUCCAGGUGACUACCUCAUGAAGCUGGUUGAGAGAAUGCCAAGAGUGUGCAAAGCUGUCAUCAAGGCAAAGGGUGGCUAUUUGAAGAAUCUCAAAUAUAAAAUAUAUUUGGAUUUGUUUAACACAUUUUUGGUUACUACAUUAUUCUAUAUGUGUUAUUUCAUAGUUUUGAUGUCUUCACGAUUCUACAAUGUAAAAAAUAGUAAAAAUAAAGAAAAACCCUUGAAUGAGUAGGUGUGUCCAAACUUUUGACUGGUAGUGUAUAUACACACACACACACUUGCAAGAAAGUGUUUUUGCACACAUGUUUCUACAUGCACACGUGCAAGCAUACACACUCAACACAUACACACACAUACAGUACACACAAAGAUAAACCUACACACAAGCACACUCUACUGUCUGUAGCUGUUGGCUGCCUGCCCUAUCCCAUCUCUAACGUGUGUGUGUGUGUGUCUUUUCUUCAGAUGUUUGAUUGGAUCAUGCACAACAAGGGUCUGUUCCUGGCUGGCUACACAGAGAUCGGCAACAACCACCCACACGCCAUGGAGCUACAGACACAACACAACCACUUUGCUAUGAACUGCAUGGUAAGAACACACAUACAGACAGGAAUCAGCACACAUGCACGCACGCUAUACACACACACACACACCGAGCAGCGGUCUAUUAGAUAACUAGAAGCAGUAUCCAUACAGGCUUACAUAAUGGUUCUGAAACUGAUGUUUUUAAAGGGGUUAUCUGCAGUUGCUACAUCCAUUUUCGGACUUAUAAAUUAAUGAUAAAGGCCUUGUUAUUGUUUCAACUGCAGAUUGCCCCUUUAAAGUAGGAUAUUAAUCUACUGUGUUGCCUCAGCUAGAUGAUGACUCUGCAGAUGGAAACUCACACUGACAUUUAGCUCUAAAAAAAUGCACUAAAAAAAUGCUCUGCACUAAAAAAAUGCUCUCUCUCGCUCUCCCUCGUGUGUACACAUACCCUGACUAGUUCAGAUGCUCUGGGGCUAAGUCCAUAGGGAAUCCAUAGGUAGCUAUUACAAAGCUGGCAUCCUUCCAUACUGACAUCACUCCAAUCCUUUCUAAAACCAGAAUCUGUAAUCCAGUGUAAUGCCAGUACGCUAAAUUGGGGUUUUCGGUAUUGACUUAUUUUUUGCUUAUUGUGAAAUAUCUGUAUUUUUAUUUGUCUGUUAUCUGAAUAGCUAAAUAAACCAAAUCAAUCUCUCUCACCCUCUCCCUCCCCCUUCCUCACCCCAUUCCCCUCCCCUGUCCAGAACGUGUAUGUGAACAUCAACAGGAUAAUGUCAGUGGGUAACAGGCUGUUGGAGUCUGGUCACUAUGCCUCGGUGCAGAUUAAACAGAUUUCAGGUCAGCUGGAAGCGGAGUGGAAAGCCUUCGCUGCUGCCCUGGAUGAACGCAGCACACUGCUGGAGAUGUCUGCCGCCUUCCAGCAGAAAUGUGACCAGGUGGGUGGUGGUGGUACACACACGCUCGCGUGUGAACGCACACGCAAAUGCAGGAACACACACAUCCAAGCAGGUAGGCAGGCACACACACAGAAUUGCUGAGUUUGUAGAAUUCCAAAUGCAGAAUCAGGGCGGUCCUCUUUCCCAAUAGGAAUAUUCCAUAUUAUUACUCUCAUCCUUGCAUCCUUCCAUGUUCCACAGUUAAAGAAAGAAAAACAGUACAUUUUCCAUGAAAUUGAACUAUUUUCCAUAGAUGCUACUUCACAAGGCCUCUCUCCUGUCUUUGUGUAUUCUGAUUGCUCGAGGGUAGACACAUGGAGAAUACAUGGACACACUCAUACACACAUACACACACAUUCCGUGGUGUGUGUGUAUGUGUUUGAUCUCUGAAUGAUGAGAGCGUGCAGUGAGAUUACAAUUAGAUUAGAAUCCUACUGUGUUGGUUUGUUUAAUAUCCCCAUGUGUGACUUGUUCUUUUAUUUUAUUCUCUGCUAUGUCUUUUUGUCCCCCACGUUGAAAUCGGGGAGGGGACUGUGGAUCGAUCUCCGUCCGGCCAUCUGUCCGUUCGUUCAUAUGUUAGUCACACGCGAUAUCUCAGACAACACUGGCCCGAUUUUGACGAAACUUGGGUGAAUGAUGCGUCUUGCCAUAGAGAUCCGGCAUUUACAAAUUACACUGAUUGGCGGGAGCUAUAGUAAUUAACUGACAUUUGAGAGUCCCUCCAGAGAGGAAGAGGUGAAGCGCGAGGGAUAACUGGGCCCAAAAUCCCUCUUCUCCAGCAGGUGGCGUUUUUUCUUUGGCACAUUACAUGGAAUACAGGGAGUGGAUUAGCUGAAGAGACUGCAUGGCUCGACGUUCAGGGCUGCCCGCUGGCCCGGCAACAUCUGCCGAGCUCACCGGGCCAGUUAAUCAAGUUUUCAGAUAGCCUGCUUGGGCCAGUACAUUCCCAAACAAUCACAUGAUGUUAUUAGAGCCAGUAGGAGUUUUGAUAGGACAUUAAACAAGCAACAAGAUCACAUUUAGUCUAAUGACUAGCCUAUUGUGGUAAACAAUGCAGAGAAACCCAAUGCUUCAGCCAUGUAGCCACGAGGCUGUAUCAGACAGGUGAUAAUGCUAAUUGCUAAAAUAGCACACCUGCCUGAUAAUAUGUACAGGCUCUAAAAAUAUUGCUUUUCAUCAAAAUGUUAUUGGGCUAAUUUCUGGAGGGGAUCAUUCGUGGGGGAUGUUUACUGUUGCCUUGUUUUCCUUUAAUGUUUUUAGUUUGUUUUCCUCUAUUGUCCCAUCAGGAUUGGAAUCAUUUACAAAGAACUAACCUAGCCAUGUGACAUCCAUGUUAUCAUGGUGGAAUCAUGGUAGAAUAAUGCAAAGGGUGGCUAUUUGAAGAAUAUAAAAUAUAACAUUUAUUUUGAUUUGUUUAACACUUUUUUGGUUACUACAUGAUUGCAUAUGUGUUAUUUCAUAGUUUUGAUGUCUUCACUAUUAUUCUACAAUGUAAAAAUAAAGAAAAACCCUUGAUUGAGUAGGUGUGUCCAAACCUUUGACUGGUACUGUACAUAGUUACUAGACUCAGCGCUUUGAGCAUCGGGUGAGUGUGUGUGUGUGUUCCUCUCUAUAGUACAUGAGUAACAUGGACUCGUGGUGUAAAGUGUGUGUAAUGUGUAUCUGUUCCUGUUCCUGUCUCUACAGUACAUGAGUAACAUGGACUCGUGGUGUAAAGUGUGUGUAAUGUGUAUCUGUUCCUGUUCCUGUCUCUACAGUACAUGAGUAAUGUGGACUCGUGGUGUAAAGUGUGUGUAAUGUGUAUCUGUUCCUGUUCCUGUCUCUACAGUACAUGAGUAAUGUGGACUCGUGGUGUAAAGUGUGUGUAAUGUGUAUCUGUUCCUGUUCCUGUCUCUACAGUACAUGAGUAAUGUGGACUCGUGGUGUAAAGUGUGUGUAAUGUGUAUCUGUUCCUGUUCCUGUCUCUACAGUACAUGAGUAAUGUGGACUCGUGGUGUAAAGCGUGUGUAAUGUGUAUCUGUUCCUGUUCCUGUCUCUACAGUACAUGAGUAAUGUGGACUCGUGGUGUAAAGUGUGUGUAAUGUGUAUCUGUUCCUGUUCCUGUCUCUACAGUACAUGAGUAAUGUGGACUCGUGGUGUAACGUGUGUGUAAUGUGUAUCUGUUCCUGUUCCUGUCUCUACAGUACAUGAGUAAUGUGGACUCGUGGUGUAAAGCGUGUGUAAUGUGUAUCUGUUCCUGUUCCUGUCUCUACAGUACAUGAGUAAUGUGGACUCGUGGUGUAACGUGUGUGUAAUGUGUAUCUGUUCCUGUUCCUGUCUCUACAGUACAUGAGUAAUGUGGACUCGUGGUGUAAAGCGUGUGGAGAGGUGGAUCUACCCUCGGAGCUCCAGGACCUAGAAGAUGCUAUCCACCACCACCAGGGCCUCUACGAACACAUCACUGCUGCCUACUCAGAGGUAAACGGCACUGCUGCAUACCCAGAGGUAACAUACCUGUGUGUGGGUGUAGGUGUGAGUGUAGAUCAAUGGAAGCUGGUGGGAGGAGCUAUAGGGGGACAGGCUCAUUGUAAUGGCUGGAAUGGAAUGAAUGGAACAUUAUCAAUAAAUGGAAACCACGUUUGACUCCGUUCUGUUUAUUCCAUUCCAGCCAUUACAAUGAGCCCGUCCUCCAAUAGCUCCUCCCACCAGCCUCCUCUGGUGUAGGUGUGUUGGUUUGGGUGUGAUGGUUAGUGUGGGUGUGGGAGUGAUGGUUAGGGUGGGAGUGAUGGUUAGGGUGGGAGUGAUGGUUAGGGUGGGUGUGAUGGUUAGGGUGGGUGUGAUGGUUAGGGUGUGAUGGUUAGGGUGGGUGUGAUGGUUAGGGUGGGUUUGAGGUAUCACUAGCAAGUUCUAUACCAACAUGUUUCCCUCCCCCUCCCCCAGGUCAGCCAGGACGGUAAGGCCCUAUUGGAUAAGCUUCAGCGCCCUCUGACCCCGGGGGGGGCUGAUUCGCUGACAGCCUCGGCCAACUACAGCAAGGCGGUGCACCAUGUGCUGGAUGUCAUACACGAGGUGCUGCACCACCAGAGACAACUGGAGAAUAUCUGGCAACACCGCAAAGUCCGCCUGCACCAGAGGCUCCAGCUGUGUGUGUUCCAGCAAGACGUACAGCAGGUGUGUACUAGUUCUGUUCCUGUGUGGCUCAGUUGGGAAGAGCCUGGCUCUAGCAACGCCAAGGUCGUGGGUUCAAUACCCGCAGGGAUCACAUAAAUGAUACACAUACUGGAAAUGUAUGGACACACUCACUAGUAGGCAUCACCCUCGUAGCCAGCCAAGGUAACUGUUGCCAUGGUGACGCUGCUGGCCAGUAUCCACCGGGACCACCCAUACACAAAAAUGUAUGCACGCAUGACUGUAAGUCGCUUUGGAUAAAAGCGUCUGCUAAAUGGCAUAUUAUUAUUAUUAUUAUUAUUAUAUCCAGGUGAGGGGUAUUCUGCCAAGUGGUAGAGGGAGGGAUGGAGAAAGAUCUGCGAAGGAGGGAGAGAGCAGGACAAGGGAGGUGUGAAGAGGGAGAAAGAAAGGUGGGAGGAAUGGGAGGGUUUUGUCUAGAAGGGAUACAGCUUUUCGUAGCAGGUUUAGGAGAACUUACGCAGCAGGUUAGGAGAAUUAACAGAGCAGAUAAGGGGAAUUAGGUUAAGGUUAGGGUUAGCAAAAAUGCAUCAAUUUGACAAAAGCUGUACGCCAUCUAGACAUGACCAGACAGGAGAGAACUCAUCCUCUCUGUCAUCUCCCUUCCUCUGCCUACUGACUGGAGUAGUGUGCUGUUCUAUCAACCCUGUCAUCUCCCUUCCUCUGCCUACUGACUGGAGUAGUGUGCUGUUCUAUCAACCCUGUCAUCUCCCUUCCUCUGCCUACUGACUGGAGUAGUGUGCUGUUCUAUCAACCCUGUCAUCUCCCUUCCUCUGCCUACUGACUGGAGUAGUGUGCUGUUCUAUCAACCCUGUCAUCUCUCUUCCUCUGCCUACUGACUGGAGUAGUGUGCUGUAAUGUCUAUCCCUACAGUUCCCCUAGUGGUGGACUGGCAGCACGACACCCCCUUUUUCCUCUGGCCAACAGCCUCAACUUCUAUGCCACUUAGCUAACGUGCAUGCUUGUGUGUGUGCAGGUUCUGGACUGGAUAGAGAACCAUGGGGAGGCGUUCCUCAGUAAACACACAGGCGUAGGGAAGUCCCUCCAUCGAGCCAGAGCACUACAGAAACGACACGAGGACUUCGAGGAGGUCGCCCAGGUAGGACACCUCUCUUCAUGUCUCUGCCUUGACCUUUCCUCUCUCUAUCACAUACUCUCUCUCUCUCCGUCUUUGCACUAAAGUAAAGUGUAUCUCUCUCUCUCCUCCCCUUCACCCUUUCUCUUGUUAGCUGUCCCCCCUCUCUCUCUCUCUCUCUCUCUCUCUCUCUCUCUCUCUCUCUCUCUCUCUCUCUCUCUCUCUCUCUGUCUCUGUCUCUCUAUCUAACUCUCUCUCUACCUCGCUAUCUCACUCUCUACCUCGCUACCUCACUCUCUCUCUCUACCUCUCUGUCUCUCUCUACAUCUCUAUCUCACUCUGUCUCUCUCUCUCUCUCUCUCUCUCUCUCUCUCUCUCUCUCUCUCUCUCUCUCUCUCUCUCUCUCUCUCUCUCUCUCUCUCUCUCUCUCUCUGUCUCUCUCCCCAUCCUCUGUCUUCUCUUUGUCUCUCUGUCUCUCUCCCCAUCCUCUGUCUUUCUCUUUGUAACGGUUCUCUCCCCCCUCCAGAACACCUAUACUAAUGCUGACAAGCUGCUGGAGGCAGCGGAGCAGUUAGCCCAGACAGGAGAGUGUGAUCCAGAGGAGAUCUACCAGGCAGCCCACCAGCUAGAGGACCGCAUCCAGGACUUUGUUAGGAGGGUGGAGCAACGCAAAGUCCUGCUGGACAUGUCUGUCGCCUUCCACACACACGUCAAAGAGGUACAGAGUGGGAGGGAGAGUGUGUGUGUGGGGUGGGGCGGUGGGUGGAGAUGGAGGGGUGUGUGGGUGUGUGCGUGCGUGCGUUGGUCAAGUAGCGCAACAUUUUACUGGAUUGUGUGUGUGUUUGACAUGAUGGGUAGGUGUGUGUGUGUGUUAACAUCUCUCUGUCCCUAGCUGUGGACGUGGUUGGAGGAGCUGCAGAAGGAGUUAUUAGAUGAUGUGUAUGCUGAGUCUGUGGAGGCGGUGCAGGAUCUGAUCAAACGCUUCAGCCAGCAGCAGCAGACCACCUUGCAGGUCACUGUCAACGUCAUCAAGGAGGGAGAGGACCUCAUCCAGCAGCUCAGGUAGAACACACACACACACAAAGAUGUGCACACACACUAACACACACACACACACACACAAAAUGAAUUAAAAGAAACUGAGCAAAAUAUUAUUCAGAUAGUGGGCAGAAGGUGAGUAGGAUGGAAGAUAGGAGAGGAGGAGGAGGAGGAGGAGGAGGAGGAGGAGAGAAAACAACAGCAUCCUCACGUAGCGGACUGCCAGAUGAGAGAGAGAGAGGCAAUAGAAAGGGAGAGAUAGAAGGAGUAGGUUGAGAGUUAGAGAACUGCAUGUAUUUGACACCUCUGACCAUGAUUCUGGUUCUAAUUAUAUCAAGUGUGUGAGUCUGAGACCUAGCCCUCAACACACACAUAUACACACACACACACUGAGCAUUCUCUCUCUCUCUCUCUCUCUCUCUCUCUCUCUCUCUCUCUCUCUCUCUCUCUCUCUCUUUCUCUCCUCUGAGUAUUGUUACAUAAUGCUGGUUACAUAACAGUGUGGCUAAUUAUGUAGCAUCCCCCAAGACUCUGCUAUAACACUGUGUAUGCGGUUUAGACAGGGCUUAGGCUCUGAUGGGUUAACUACAUUUGGACCAGAGCUAGCCCUUGAUCAUGACUCUCAGUUCCAUUACAUUACACAUUACAUUACACGUUUUUUGUGGGACUGGAAAAGAAAAUGCCUGGAACGUAAAAUAACGUUAUUAACCGGUUCCCAUGCUUUUAAAAUAACGGUUCUGUUCGGGAACAGUAUAGAUCACUUACGUUCUCGUUUUCCGGUUCUAUUCCCUGAAGCGGUUCCAACCCCUGGUAUGUACACAUGUCCAACUGUGUGUGUGUGUACGUGUGUGUGUGUACGUUUUCUUCAAUAUGUGUGUGUGUGUGUGUUCUCUCCUGUGGCAGGGACUCUGCUAUCUCCAGUAACAAGACUCCCCACAACAGCUCCAUCAACCACAUAGAGAGUGUCUUACUGCAGCUGGACGAGGCCCAGGCUCAGAUGGAGGAGCUGUUUCAGGAGAGGAAGAUCAAACUAGAACUCUUUCUACAACUACGCAUCUUUGAGAGGGACGCCAUCGAUGUGAGUGUAUUGUGGGGGUGGUGUGUGUGGCAGAGGUGGUUCGGAGAACUACCCUUGUCUAGGCUUUAGCUCAGUGAGCUAACGUAGUCUUGGGUUUUUAGAUGACCUGACUCAAUGACACACCUGACUCAUGUCAUACGUGUGUGUGUGUGUGUGUGUGUGGUGUGUAUCCUUACCUUUGUGUGUAUGUGUGUCCACACAUGUCUGCAUCUAUAUAUCUCACCUCUCUCUCUCUCUCUCCCACCCCCAGAUCAUCUCAGACCUGGAGUCGUGGAAUGAGGAGUUGACUGUUCAGAUGAGUGAGUUUGAUACAGAGGACCUGACCCUGGCAGAACAGAGACUCCAACACCAUGCUGACAAGGCCCUGACCAUGAACAACCUGACCUUUGACGUCAUCCACCAGGGACAGGAACUGCUGCAGUACGUCAACGAAGUACAAGCCUCUGGUGAGUAGCAGUACACACACGUGUGCACAAAGGAGCUUGCAUAGUCAGCUUACAUGGAAUUACAUUAUUUCUCUCUUUCUCUCUCUCCAUACCCCCCUCUCUUUCCGUCCCUCCCUCUCCUCUCCCUUCAGGUGUAGAGUUGCUGUGUGACAGAGAUGUGGACAUGGCUACUCGUGUUCAGGACCUGCUGGAGUUCCUCCAUGAGAAGCAACAGGAGUUGGACGUAGCAGGUGAACAACACAGGAGACACCUGGAGCAGUGUGUACAGCUACGACACCUGCAGGCCGAAGUCAAACAGGUACGCACACCCACCUCUAGCAGUGUGUACAGCUACAACACCAGAACCAUCAAUUGAUACCACAAAAUGUCCCAUUAAAUACCAGUAGAAACAGCACCAUAGUAAAUACCAGGUAAGUACCAGUGGAAACAGUACUAAAAUGCUAUCCUGAUAAUUUAUAUCCUUGUUCCUGGUCUGUGCAGGUCCUGGGCUGGAUCCGUAAUGGGGAGUCUAUGUUGAAUGCUGGUCUGAUCACAGCCAGUUCUCUACAGGAAGCAGAACAGCUACAGAGAGAACACGAACAGUUCCAGCAUGCCAUUGAGGUGAGCUCAUCAGUCCGCGACGCAACAUAACAUACUUUCAUUCUUAGACAUUGAUAAACAAAUGCAUAAUUUCAUCUCUCUCUCUCUCUCUCUUUCUCUCUUUCUCCCAAUCCGAUAUUGUGUAAUAUAAACCCUUUCUCUCUCUCCUCCCUCUCUCCUCUCCUCUCUCCUCCCUCUCUCCUCCCUCUCUCCUCUCCUCUCCUCUCCUUGUAGAAAACCCACCAGAGUGCUCUGCAGGUGCAGCAGAAGGCUGAGGCGUUACUCCAGGCCAACCACUAUGAUAUGGACCUGAUCAGAGACUGUGCUGAGAGUGUAGCGUCCCACUGGCAGCAGCUCAUGUUGAAGAUGGAGGACAGGCUGAAACUGGUCAACGCCUCUGUAGCCUUCUACAAGACCUCCGAACAGGUAGGGGGCGCCCUCACUGUGAAGGGGGCAGGGGAACGUUUCAAGUCUGGACUAAAGGGGUAGUCAGUUACCGGAUGGACAUGCUAGAAAGUGCCAAUAUUGUUACAUGAUGAACAAGUAUGUAGGUGUUUGGAAAUGUGCAUUAUGGGAACUGCAGUUUUAAAGCCAUUGCUGUCUCUAACAGGUGCAUAGUGUGUAGGUGAGCCUGGAGCAUAAGAGGGAAGAGGACUGGUGUAGCAUUAUGGGAGCUGUAGUUUAUGUACUGUAAAUAUCUGACUGAAACAGGUGUGCAGUGUGUUGGAGAGCCUGGAGCAGGAGUAUAAGAGGGAAGAGGACUGGUGUGGGGGGGCUGAUAAACUGGGUCCUAACUGUGAGUCAGACCACGUCACUCCCAUGAUCAGCAAACACCUGGAACAGAAAGAGGCCUUCCUCAAGGUAGGAACACACACACAAAUGCACACAAACACCCCCCCCCCCCCCCCCCCCACACACACACACACACACACAGCUGUUACCCAUGUGUCCAACUGUGUGUCUUUUGCUAGGCAUGUACCCUGGCCAGACGUAAUGCUGACGUGUUCCUGAAGUACAUGCACCGGAACAGUGUUAACAUGCCUGGGAUGCUCAGCCAUGUCAAAGCACCCGAACAACAGGUCAAGAGUGAGUAUCAUACAUACAGUUGGUAGAGCAUGGCGUUUGCAACGCCAGGGUUGUGGGUUCGAUUCCCACGGGGGGCCAGUAUGAAAAAUAAAAAAAUGAUGUAUGCACUAACUGUAAGUCGCUCUGGAUAAGAGCGUCUGCUAAAUGACUAAAAUGUAAAAAUGUAAUACACACACAUUCAUAUUAUACCAUGAGAAUGAUUUAUCUAAGACAGUAUAAUCUAAUCUAAUAUCUUUGUUCGUGUUGCGGUCAGACAUCCUGAAUGAGUUGUUACAGAGAGAGAAUCGUGUUCUCCACUUCUGGACCAUGAGGAAACGACGUUUGGACCAGUGUCAGCAAUACGUGGUGUUUGAACGCAGCGCCAAACAGGUACACACACAAUUUACACACACUCUCAAUCACUCUGUCUCUCUCUACCUCUCAAUCACUCUCUCUCUUUAACUCUAUCUCACUCUCUCUCUCUACCUCUCUAUCUAACUCUCUCUCUACCUCGCUAUCUCACUCUCUCUACCUCGCUACCUCACUCUCUCUCUCUACCUCUCUAUCUCACUCUGUCUCUCUAUCUCACUCUGUCUCUCUCUACCUCUCAAUCACUCUGUCUCGCUACCUCUCUAUCUCACUCUGUCUCUCUACCUCUCUAUCUCACUCUGUCUCUCUACCUCUCUAUCUCACUCUGUCUCUCUCUACCUCUAUCUCACUCUGUCUCGCUACCUCUCUAUCUCACUCUGUCUCUCUCUACCUCUAUCUCACUCUGUCUCUCUCUACCUCUAUCUCACUCUGUCUCGCUACCUCUCUAUCUCACUCUGUCUCUCUCUACCUCUAUCUCACUCUGUCUCGCUACCUCUCUAUCUCACUCUCUCUCUACCUCUAUCUCACACUCUCUCUCUACCUCUCUAUCUCACUCUCUCUCUACCUCUAUCUCACACUCUCUCUCUACCUCUCUAUCUCACUCUGUCACUACCUCUCUAUCUCACUCUGUCUCGCUACCUCUCUAUCUCACUCUGUCUCGCUACCUCUCUAUCUCACUCUCUUUCUCUACCUCUAUCUCACACUCUCUCUCUACCUCUCUCACUCUCUCUCUACCUCUCUUUUUGUCUUUUGUUUUCUUUCCUACUCAAAGCUCUAACAACAGUCAAAAUGGCUGUUCUCUCUGUCCCUUCAUUCUCUGUUUCUGUCCGCUCAUCUGUAACACCUGUCUAGCGCUCUACUCCAAUGUCCACCUCAACGAUCUCUGUGUGUGUGUAAUCCUCAGGCUCUGGAGUGGAUCCAUGACACGGGAGAGUUCUACCUGUCAACCCACACCUCCACUGGCUCCAGUAUCCACCACACACAGGAGCUGCUGAAGGAGCACGAAGACUUCCACAUCACAGCCAGGGUAGGAAGGAACACACAUGCACGCACACAGACACACAGACAGACCGAACUAUAUACAGUAGACACAAACCUAUACGUCAUAACGUUUUUAAAACCCAGCAUUACACAUUGAAAAUUAAACCCUCUCCUUCCCUCCUCUCUCUCUCUCGUUCUCUCUCUUUCUCACUCCCCCCCCCCCCCCACCCCCUCCCCAGCAAACAAAAGAGCGUGUCAAGCUGCUGAUCCAGCUAGCGGAUGGCUUCUGUGAUAAGGGCCAUAGUCAUGCUGUGGAGAUAAAGAAGUGGGUGACUGCAGUGGACAAACGCUACAGAGACUUCUCCCUGCGGAUGGACAAGUACCGGACCAGUCUAGAGAAGGCACUGGGCAUCUCAUCUGACACUAACUCCAAGGCUGUAAGUCUGGAGGGUGUGUCGGGGUGUCGACGAGGUGGGGGGGGGGGGUAUGUAUGUGGAGGGGGAGGAGGCAUGUUUCCAUAUAAUGGUUGCUGGAAAUAUUAAUGGUUAAAUCAUCUCUGCACACUGAAGAAGGCUUUUAGUGUAAACAUUUGUGUAUGAUGAUCCAUGCCCUUUGCAGAUAAAACAAAGUGCAGCUCUUCAAAAGUACUUUUUGGGACAGUCCUACUGUAUUUCUUUGUAAAUCAUCUCUCCCUCUCCCUUCCUCCAUCCCUCUCUCAGAGUAAGGACCUCCAGUUGGACAUCAUCCCGGCCACACCUCAAGGGUCAGAGGUCAAGCUGAGAGACGCGGCUCACGAACUCAACGAGGAGAAACGCAAGUCCGCUCGCAGGAAGGAGUGCGUCAUCACUUCCUCUUAACUUCCUGAAACCGCAUAAGAUCGGUCACAGUCAUAAUGAACCAAUUCCAAAGCCAAUCAACCAGUAGAUCCUGCCUUGGCCUCUUGUCCCAACUCAUCAUCUCAUAACUAAAACUGCUGUAGCAGCACUACUACUAAUACAGUACACACACACACACACACACACACACACAAACACACACACACACACACACUGCUCUAAACAGCCACAACUACAGACACGACAAUGCAUUUUAAAAUGCAUCUCACAAAUCAUCACCAUCAUAAUGAGUUAUGGCCAGGUUAUAAUGAUGUCUUAAUGGACAGAAACUCCUACAGGCCUUACAUUAUUCACCAGUCUAAAUGGACAGGGCAGACGGACUAAAAGGGUUCUAUUGAUAAUGAUAUAAAUCAGCAAAAGAGGCUAACCAUGUGUGUGUUUGUGUGUGUAGGUUCAUCAUGGCUGAACUGAUUCAGACAGAGAAGACCUAUGUCAGAGACCUAAGGGAGUGUACGGACGUAAGUUUAACCUACUCUGUCUUUCUCUACCCCCAAACCCAGGGGUGUCAAACUCAUUCCAUGAAGGGCCUAGUGUCUGCAGAUUUUUGGUUAAGACCUAGACAACCAGGUGAGGGGACUUCUUUACUAAUCAGUGACCUUAAUUCAUCAAACAAGUACAAGGGAGGAGUGAAAACCCGCAGACACUUGGCCCGCGGUGGAAUGAGUUUGACACACGUGUCCUAACCUAUAGUGGAAUUCUACUGCCAAUGUCUGGCGCCACCUUGUGAAAUUUUAACACAACACGUGAACUUAUGAAAUGUAGGGUGCUGUGUUGAAUUCCAUUAUAUGCAGCGGCUGUGAAUUAAUUGAUCUGAUAUCUGCCCCUUCCGUGUGUGUGUGAUCUAACCCCCUCUCUCCAUCCUCCUCCCUCCAGACAUACCUAUGGGAGAUGACCAGUGGGGUAGAGGAGAUCCCUCCUGGCAUCGUCAACAAGGAACACAUCAUCUUUGGAAACAUGGUGGACCUCUAUGAGUUCCAUCACAAGUAUGUAAUUUACAUACUGACAGGCAGACAGCAAACCAUUGCAGCUGUCCAGACAGGCAGCAAACUAUUGCUUUCGGUAGUCAAACAGUUGAAACUCGUGGUUAACUUCUAAUGCCGAAACACUAUACAGUUUUAUGGUGUCUGCCCACCUGCUCACUCUCUCUCUCUCUCUCUCUCUCUCUCUCUCUCUCUCUCUCUCUCUCUCUCUCUCUUCUUCCCUCUCCUCCAUCAACAGUAUCUUCCUCAAAGAGCUGGAGAAGUAUGAACAGCUACCAGAAGACGUGGGCCACUGCUUUGUCACAUGGGUGAGUGUGUGUGAGUCCCUAAAAUAGCCAAAUGUAGGUUUCUAUGAAAUAGAGAGAGGAUGUACUCCAAGUAAUAAUUUCUCAGGACAGAUUUAUCUCUAUUUCUAAAUUGUGAUAGGUCAAAAAGGAAACGUAUGGCUUUGGAGUAUAUUUGUUUAAACUCUUAGUUGUAUUUCUGUGUGUCCAGGCUGAUAAGUUCCAGAUGUACGUGAACUACUGUAAGAACAAACCAGACUCCACCCAGCUUAUCCUAGAGCACGCCGGACCCUACUUUGACGUGAGUACCCUGCUCUCCCAUUGGCCCUCACUGUGACGGACAGCUCUUUGCGUCCAAUCACAUCACUGUGUUUCUCUGUGUGGGCGUGUACAGGAGAUCCAGCAGCGGCACCGAUUGGCCAACUCCAUCUCCUCCUACCUGAUCAAGCCUGUUCAGCGAAUCACCAAGUACCAGCUUCUGCUCAAGGUAACCAUAGCAACCCACUGCUAUAAACCACAUACACAACCACAACAAAUGUUUGUACCCUUAUGUUUACAUUGUGAUGAGCAGGAAUGUAGGGACAGCGAUUAUGUUACUUGACGUCCAUAAUCUUGUCUGCCGUUCAGCCCAUCUUUUUUUUCUCCACUACAUCCCAGGUUAUGGGUAAUUGAGCACCCACAAAUGGGCUGAUUGUCUUUCACAAUAAAUACGUAUUUGCUUUCAAAGGGUUUUUGUUGAUGGUACCUCUCUGAUGUGUAGGAGCUGCUGACGUGCUGUGAGGAGGGGAAAGGAGAGAUCAAGGAUGGACUGGAGGUCAUGCUCAGUGUCCCCAAGAGAGCCAACGACGCCAUGCACCUCUCAAUGCUGGAGGGUAGGACACACACACAUCUAACCAGCGAUGCUCAUGAACAUAUGUAUGGUGAAGUAACUCUCUAUCCCUUUCUCCAUCUCUCCCUCCAUCUCUCGCUCCCUCUCCUGUAGGUUUCGAUGAGAACAUUGAAUCUCAGGGAGAGCUGAUCCUGCAGGAAUCAUUCCAGGUGUGGGAUCCUAAGACUCUGAUCCGUAAGGGUCGCGAGCGGCACCUCUUCCUCUUCGAGAUGUCCCUCAUCUUCAGCAAGGAGGUCAAGGACUCCAACGGACGGAGCAAGUACAUGUACAAGAGCAAACUCUACGUGAGUAAAACAUUCUCUCUCUCUUUUUCAUUUUCUCUCUCUCUCUCUCUCUCUCUCUCUCUCUCUCUCUCUCUCUCUCUCUCUCUCUCUCUCUCUGUCUCUGUCUCUGUCUCUGUCUCUGUCUCUGUCUCUCUCUGUCUCUGUCUCUGUCUCUCUCUCUCUGUCUCUGUGUCUCUCUUUUUGUCUCUAUAUAUCUUUAUUUGUCUUUAUCGCUCCGUCUGUUUAUGGUGUGUUAUUGGCUCGAAAUACACAUAUACGUAUUACAUAUUGCCAAAGGAAUUCCUAUAAAAUGUCAGGGAUUUCUCUCCCUCUCUCCAGACGUCAGAGUUGGGGGUAACAGAGCACGUUGAGGGAGACCCCUGUAAGUUUGCUCUGUGGGUGGGACGCACCCCAACCUCCGACAACAAGAUUGUACUCAAGGUAAAAACAGAGGGGAAUACCUUCCAUCCCUCUCUCCUCUCUGCCUUGUUACUCUUCCCCCUCUCCUCCUUUCUUCUACUUCCAAUCACUUUUUACUUCUCUUCUCCUCUCCCCUGUUUGAUUGCAUGACUAUUGUGCUGCCUGAUGGAUGUGAAGCUUCGUAUGAGCCUUCGUAUGGGCUUCUCUGUUUCUUGUUCCUCUGUAUUUCUCUCUCUCUCUCUUUCUAUACAUCUGUUACCUGGGUCUCUCUAUCGCUCUGUGUUGUGUCUAAUGACUGUUCUAUCAUACAGCCUAGUCUAGUACAGUACAUCUGUUACCUGGGGCUGUUUUGUUUAUGUUUGUAUCUCUGAAUAUUAAACGUUCGUUCGCUAACCAACCGUGGGCUAACAUGCUUACGCCAACACCACUGACAUGAACUUUAACUCCUAAACUCCCACAAUUCCUCCAACUCCCACACCCUCUAGCUACUUUUUACAUCCUCUGUAUGGAGUAGAGGCAUAUACAUUUUUCUCUUCUAGAAAAAUGGAUCUCUUCUUGUUUUAGGAUUUGACACCUCACGUGUUGACCCUCUUUCUCUCAUCUUCCCUCUCUCUGUCUCUCUCUCUCUUAUCUUCCUUUCUUCCUCUCUCUCUAUUUUUCUCUCUCCUUACCAAACUAAACAUCUUAUAUUUUUUUAAUACCCACCUCCAAAGCUAGUUUUAGUACUGAUGCUUCUUGUUUGUGUCAGUGGUUGGAAAAGCAUGUUGCCCUACUCCUAACCUGUUGUCUCUGACAUAAUAUAAUGACUCUGUUCCUAUUCUGUCCAUCAAUAUAACUGUUAACCACCUAACUAAUUAACUAACUAGCCACCACCAAAAUGCUCUAACUGUUGUCCGUCAGUCAUCUCGAACCAGUCUGUCGUCAUUGAAAAUGUAAUAUAAAUUAACUAAACACAAACCAGUGAAAUUCUCUAUUUUAUAUUUGAACCAAAGCCAAGUCAGGGAUGCAAACAUGGAUCGAUGGUGAGUAAAACUGUACUAACUAGCCUAACACCUAAUAUAGCCCUCGGCUGCAUCUCAAUACUCUACUGUGGCCUCCUCUCUUUGUCACCUUUCCUCUCCUACUCUCCUUAUUCUCUGUUUCAAUGUCCACACUAGCUUACUACUUAGAAUGAAGCCGUGUGGAUAUUGGAAUAUAACCGUUUCUUCUCCAGUGGGGUCUAUUAAACUGUUUAGACUAAAUAUGAGUUCAGAGAGCGAGGUGAUUGGGUGAAUUAACUUAUGACCUUUGACCCCUCCUCCCUGGGCCAAUGGCAGGCGUCGAGCAUUGAGAACAAGCAGGAUUGGAUCAAACACAUCAGGGAGGUGAUUCAGGAACGAACCAUCCACCUGAGAGGAGCUCUGAAGGAACCCAUACACAUCCCUAAGUCUGCCACCGCCAAGCACCACAAGGGACACCGCAGGUACAGGUACACAAGUGCAUAAGUAUACUAUACACACCUACACACAGAGACAAACAUACACUGAGUGUACAAAACAAAACUCUUUCCAUGACAGACUGAACAGGUGAAAGCUAUGAUCCCUUAUUGAUGUCACCUGUUCAAACCACUUCAAUCAGUGUAGAUGAAAGGUAGGAGACAGGUUAAAGAAGGAUUUUUAAGCCUUAAGACAAUUGAGUCAUGGAUUGUGUAUGUGUGCCAUUCAGAGGGUGAAUGGGCAAUACUAAAGGUUUAAGUGCCUUAGAACGGGGUAUGGUAGUAGGUGCAGGCACACCAGUUUGAGUGUGUGAAGAACUGCAACGCUGCUAAGUUUUUCACACUAAACAGUUUCCUGUGUGUAUCAAGAAUGGUCCAACACCCAAAGGACAUCCAGCCAACUUGACACAACUGUGGGAAGCAUUGGAGUGAACAUGGGCCAGCAUCCCUGUGGAAUGCUUUCGACACCUUGUGGAGUCCAUGCCCCGACGAAUUGAGUCUGUUCUGAGGGCAAAAGGCAGGGUGCAACUCAAUAUUAGGAAGGUGUUCUUAAUGUUUUGUACUCUCAGGAUACACUCAUAUGCAUGUAGACUCACAUGCAUGCAUUCACACGCACAACCACCUCCCCAAACACACACUUACACACUCACCUCUGCCUGUGUAUUUGUCUCUAUCAGGGAUGGAGAGGACUUGGACAGCCAGGGUGACGGCAGCAGCCAACCAGACACCAUCUCUAUCGCCUCACGCACCUCACAGAACACACUGGACAGCGACAAGGUGGGCACACACACACUGGUCAUCUCUCUAGCGUUACGAACAUCACAGAACAUAGACAGGUGAGAACAGCACACAGUAUUUCUAGAAUGUGAUCAUGAAGAGAAAGCUUCAGUUGAAAAGGACCUGAGGACUUUGACGCCUGCUUUUCCCUCGCAGGGGAAUAAUGUAAUAAUGAUCCGUCCACCUCCUCCUAUGAUUCUACAUUCCUCCUGACCAUCUCUCUCUCCGCUCCUCCAGCUGUCCGGUGGCUGUGAGCUGACUGUGGUGAUCCAUGACUUCAUGGCUGGUAACAGCAACGAGCUGACUGUCCGGAGGGGCCAGACGGUGGAGGUCCUGGAGAGGUGCCAUGACAAGCCUGACUGGUGUCUGGUGCGGACCACGGACCGCUCCCCUGCCCACGAGGGACUGGUACCCUGCACCAUGCUCUGCAUCGCCCACUCACGCUCCUCCAUGGAGAUGGAGGGGAUAUUCAACCAUAAAGGUGGGUUAGGAGGUGUGUGGUAGGAGGUAGUGUCAUUGAGUUUCAGAAAAGCUCUUUAUUAUGGAUUAUUCUAUGUAUUAUGGGUGGGGGAAGAAGUGUGUGUUCAAAGUCCUCUUCUGUCUUUGAUAACCUCUCCCUCUCUCCCCCUCCUCCCUUACUCCCCCUCCUCCCUCUCUCUCUCCCACUCUCGCCGUCCUCCUCCCUCUCUCCCCCUCCUCCCUCUACCCCUACAGACACUCUAUCAGUGUGUAGUAAUGACUCCAUCAUGCCAGGCUCCUCUGCCACCCUGCAGCCUGGGCAUCACGGCAUGGGCUCACACACCUCGCCAGGGCCCAAACGACCAGGUAAACACACACACACACACACACACACACACAUCUCACCAAUGUUUGCAAGGGAGUGGCUCCUAAUCUGUGACCGGAUCUUUCAUUUCUGAGGUUCCGUAUCCGUGAGUGGGCAAAUUCUCUCAGUAUCUCGCAGGAAUUUGGGACUUCAGUCUUUUUUUUUUAUGCCGAAACCGGAUUAGAUACAUAGCUAUGUUCUGGAUGGCAGGGAGCUCAGCCCCAGUGAUGUACUUGGCCGUACGCACUACCCUCUGUAGUGCCUUGUUGUCUGAUGCCAAGCAAUUUUGAGGCUGGUUGGACGUACUGCCAAAUUCUCUAAAACGACGUUAGAGGCGGCUUAUGGUAGAGAAAUGAACAUUCAAUUCUCUGGCAAUAGCUCUGGUGGGCGUUACUGCAGUCAGCAUGCGAAUUGCACACUCCCUCAAAACUUGAGACAUCUGUAGCAUUGUGUUGUGUGACAAUUUAAAAAAUAAUAAUAAUAAUGAAAGACUGCACAUUUUAGAGUGGCCUUUUAUUGUCCCCAGCACAAGUUGCACCUUUGUAAUGAUCAUGCUGUUUAAAUCAGGUUCUUGAUAUGCCACACCCAUCAGGAUUAUCUUGGCAAAUAAGAAAAGGUCACUAACAGGGAUGUUAACACAUUUGUGCACGAAAUUUGAGAGAAAUAAGCUUUUUGUGCAUUUGGAACAUUUCAGGGAUAUUUUAUUUCAGCUCAUGAAACAUGGGACCAACACUUUACAUGUUUCAUAUUUUUGUUCAGUGCAAAUGAGAAAUGGCAAUCCAAAAGAAAUGUAAACCAAAUAAAUAUGCCUAUUUUAGGCUAUAAAUACAUAGCCUAGGCUAUAAAUACAUGACGUUACCGCUUCUUUUCCCCUGGUCAGAGAGGAUCAGGACACAUAGGCUCUAGUAGUAUUUUUACUUAAUUUCUUUACACCACUGCACGUACUGUAUUAAAGCCUUGAAUCUCAUAGGGACCUCUCUUUCACCACUGGUCAUGUAGCUAGCUGUUAGCUAGUAGGGUUAAAUCUGUUUCAAUUGGACUACAGUUUGCUAGGCUGGCUAGCUAGGUUGCAGCCUACGCUGACUAGCAUUGCUAGCAUGCUAACGUUAGCUAGCUAACUAAUGCCGAUACACUAUAGUCGUGGGUCCGCAAAAUCAAGCAAAUGUUACAGAACUCAUGACAAAACCAUGUUAAGACAUUGAAGUGGCUAUUGAAUAUUGCGAAUAUAAUAUUUUUGGCAUGAAACUCUGAUUUAACUACAGGUUUGUAACUAAUCCAGUGUCGGCAUGAGAAAAUGAGUGAAGUCCCAAAUUCCUGGGAGAUACUGCGAGAAUUUGCGCACUCACCGAUAUGGAGCCUCAGAAAUAAAGGAUCCGGUCACGGAUUAGGAGCCACUCCCUUUUUGCAAAGGGAUUGAGCAAACAAUUCUAAAUUCAAAGUGGUUGAAAAGGAGAAGGUGUGUGUGUGUGUUUGUGUCUACAUGUACGUGGUAACAUUCUCCAUCCCUUGUCCCAGGUAACACCCUGCGUAAGUGGCUGACCAGCCCAGUGCGUCGUCUGAGCAGUGGCAAGGCAGACGGGCACGUGAAAAAGCUGGCACACAAACAGAAGAAGAACCGCGAGGUGAGGAAGAGUGGUGAGAUGACGGGCAGUGCCCAGAAAGACUCUGAUGACAGCGCCGCUACACCCCAGGAUGAGACUGUGGAGGAGGUGAGGGGACGGUGGCGACAGACAGACAUGGCCACACACACGCCUAUUCACCAGCAGGAUUCUCUGAAUCUCUCUCUCUCUCUCUCUCUCUCUCUCUUUGUCUCUCUCUACCUUUCUCUCCCUCCCUCCCUCCCUCUCUCUCUAAUCUCUCCUCUCUCUCUCUCUUCUGCAGAGGGUGCGUAACGAGGGGCUCUCGAGUGGGACCCUGUCCAAGUCCUCGUCCUCUGGGAUGCAGAGCUGUGGCGAGGAGGAGGGCGAGGAGGGUGCUGACUCUGUACCCCUACCGCCCCCCAUGGCCAUCCAGCAGCACAGCCUACUGCAGCCUGACACACAGGACGACAAGGUAAGGGGGAGCGGGAAGGAAGAGAAAAGGGGUACAGUCAGCCUGAGGAUAAGGUGAAGGGGUGUACGGGUGGGGAGAAGGUACGAGAGAGGAAAGAUUGGGGAGGGGGUAAAGUGUAGAAAGUCUAGGCUAACUGGUACACACAUCUAACAUAACAGAUAGGCCUGUAACCAGGAAGUGUAACACUAAACAAACAAUCCUAAACUACCCCAAAUCUAAGAUCCCCCCACACAGCAAACUCAUCCUUUCUGUUACAGUUUCUCUCUCUUAUGAUUUAGUCAUGAGUUUGAUUAUUUUGUUAUUAUAUUCUACAGACAAACAUUACAUCAAUUUUAGUCAAUUUUCUUCUCACUUCCUGCUGAGCAGGGCCUGUAUUCACAAAGCAUCUUAGAGUAGUACGAGUGCUGAUUUACGAUCAGGUCCCCCCUCUUAUUCAUCAUGAUGAAAGGCAAAUCUGAUCCUAUAUCAGCACUCCUAGUCUGAGACACUUUGGGAAUACAAGCCUAGAUUUCAAUUCAUUAUGAAACAUUGAAGCUGCUAUUCAAAUAUAAAUCCAAUGAAAUGCAUCAGUUACUGUUCCCGUCCUGGGGUCACCUUUUCUUGGCGCAGCAGCGUUUUUCUCUGACACUAAUUUCUUUCUCUUUUUGUUUGUUUUGUUUCUGACUGUAUCGUUGGUUUGCUGUCUGUUUACUGUUUACCAUGCUGUAGCAUUACCUUGAUUUAUGUCCUGUCUUUGCUUUGUCUCAGUUUCCAUACCUCUCCAUCUCCUGAAUCAAUCCUUCCAUCUCUCCCUCCUUUUCUCUUCCCUCAGUAGUUCAGUUCUCUCUCUCUUUUUCCCCUCUCGGUAACUGUACUAUAGACUUAGUUACUGUUUUUCUUUCGGUUCUUCUUAUGAAAGUUAGUUGAAUGACAACGGAUGUAGAAUGUUGACGUCUGUUCCUGUCUUCUAGUUCUUCUAGUAUGUUUCUCUCUGAGGCAAAGGACACUUCCAAACGUCUCUAAAAGAGCUCUUUUAGUCUGCCUGCCUUACGCUCUCUUGCUCUCUCGGUCUCUCAGUCUCUCUUCAACACCCAAACUUGCUCUCUCUCUCCUCUUAGUAUCUGCGGUGCUUUAUCCAACUAUAGAAUUACUCCCCCUCUUCAUCUUUCUUCUUAGUUUUGAUUAUUUUCCAUUUUUCAUCACCAGCCCGGUUCCUUCAAUAUACGGCUUUCACCAAACAAGUCUAAGUUUUGAUUAUGCAUUUUAAGCAUUUUUCGCCUCGUUGCCUGGUUACUCGUCCGUUUGCUGUGUGAUAGCACUCUCAGAAUAACUCAGAGGCACAUGCAGAACAGAGCAGGUCGAAGUCUCUAGACGCUGAUCUAAGGUCAGCUUUGCGUUCUCUCACACUAUUCGCUUCAGGAUCGAAUUUGGGGCAAGCUGAUCCUAGAUCUGUGCCUAAGAGCAACAUCUUGCGUCAGGAACACUUGUACAAAUGAACAAAGUCAUGUGCUAAAAUGACUAUGAUUCAGAACCCCCUCCCUCCUCCUCCCUCACCCCUCUCACCCGUCCUCACCCCUCCCCUUUGUGCGUUAACCCCAUUGCACCAUGUUAUUAAUUGGCACCUACUGUAAGCCCUGGCGUGGCCAGAGGGUACACCCCACCCCACCACACACUGACCCUUAGUGGGGCACAGCACAGUCUGGAGACAGCACAGCAAGGGUGAGAGACUCUCAUACACUUUACUGUACCUCCUUACCUUUUCAAUGUCUUAUACAGUCAUUAUACACAUUCUCUUUUCUUUUCUGAAUGCCGUCCUUUAUUAUACAGUUCAUAUUUCAUCAUCCACUUUUAAAAGUUCCUUUAUUAUAUAGAUAUCUCAUACAUUCUCUAUGAGGGAAAAAAGGAUUUGAUCCCCUGCUGAUUUUGUACGUUUGCCCACUGACAAACAAAUGAUCAGUCUAUCAUUUUAAUGGUAGGUUUAUUUGAACAUUGAGAGACAGAAUAACAACAACAAAAUCCAGAAAAACGCAUGUCAAAAAUGUUAUAAAUUGAUUAGCAUUUUAAUGAGGGAAAUAAGUAUUUGACCCCCUCUCAAUCAGAAAAAUGUCUGGCUCCCAGGUGUCUUUUAUACAGGUAACGAGCUGAGAUUAGGAGCACACUCUUAAAGGGAGUGCUCCUAAUCUCAGCUUGUUAACUGUAUAAAAGACACCUGUCCACAGAAGCAAUCAAUCAAUCAGAUUCCAAACUCUCCACCAUGGCCAAGACCAAAGAGCUCUCCAAGGAUGUCAGGGACAAGAUUGUAGACCUACACAAGGCUGGAAUGGGCUACAAGACCAUCGCCAAGCAACUUGGUGAGAAGGUGACAACAGUUGGUGCGAUUAUUCACAUAAUGGAGGAAUCAGCCCAGAACUACACGGGAGGAUCUUGUCAAUGAUCUCAAGGCAGCUGGGACCAUAGUCACCAAGAAAAUAAUUGGUAACACACUACGCCGCGAAGGACUGAAAUCCUGCAGCGCCCGCAAGGUCCCCCUGCUCAAGAAAGCACAUAUACAGGGCCGUCUGAAGUUUGCCAAUUAACAUAUGAAUGAUUCAGAGGAGAACUGGGUGAAAGUGUUGUGGUCAGGUAAGACCAAAAUCGAGCUCUUUGUUAUCAACUCAACUCGCCGUGUUUGGAGGAGGAGGAAUGCUGCCUAUGACCCCAAGAACACCAUCCCCACCGUCAAACAUGGAGGUGGAAACAUUAUGCUUUGGGGGUGUUUUUCUGCUAAGGGGACAGGACAAAUUCCCCGCAUCAAAGGGACGAUGGACGGCGCCAUGUACCUUCAAAUCUUGGGUGAGAACCUCCUUCCCUCAGCCAGGGCAUUGAAAAUGGGUCGUGGAUGGGUAUUCCAGCAUGACAAUGACCCAAAACACACAGCCGAGGCAACAAAGGAAUGGCUCAAGAAGAAGCACAUUAAGGUCCUGGAGUGGCCUAGCCAGUAUCCAGACCUUAAUCCCAUAGAAAAUCUGUGGAGGGAGCUGAAGGUUCGAGUUGCCAAACGUCAGGCUCGAAACCUUAAUGACUUGGUGAAGAUCUGCAAAGAGGAGUGGGACAAAAUCCCUCCUGAGAUGUGUGCAAACCUGGUGGCCAACUACAAGAAACGUCUGACCUCUGUGAUUGCCAACAAGGGUUUUGCCACCAAGUACUAAGUCAUGUUUUGCAGAGGGGUCAGAUACGUAUUUCCCUCAUUAAAAUGCAAAUAUGCGUUUUUCUGGAUUUGUUCGUUGUUAUUCUGUCUCUCACUGUUCAAAUAAACCUACCAUUAAAAUUAUAGACUGAUCAUGUCUUUGUCAGUGGGCAAACGUACAAAAUCAGCAGGGGAUCAAAUACUUUUUUCCCUCACUGUAUAUAUAUAUCUUCUCUUGUUUUUCAAUACCAUGGAUUUACCUCUUAUGAAACUCAUUGGAGACUACACUAUAUACAAAAGUAUUGGCUAUUUCAGCCACACCCGUUGCUGACAGGUGUAUAAAAUUGAGCAUACAGCCAUGCAAUAUCCAUAGACAAACAUUGGCAGUAGAAUGGCCUUAAUGAAGAUCUAAGUGACUUUCAACCUGGCACCGUCAUAGGAUGCCACCUUUCCAACAAGUCAGUUCGUCAAACCUGCUAGAGCUGCCGCGGUCAACUGUAAGUGCUGUUAUUUUGAAGUGGAAAUGUCUAGGAGCAACAACGGCUCAGCCGUGAAGUGGUAGGCCACACAAGCUCACAAAACGUGACCGGAGAGUGGUGAAGUGCGUAGUGUUUAAAAAUCGUAUGUCCUCGGUUGCAACACUCAAUACCGAGUUCCAAACUGCCUCUCGAAUCAACAUCAGCACACUAACUGUUCAUCAGGAGCUUCAUGAAAUGGGUUUCCAUGGCCAAGCACCCGCACACAAGUCUAAGAUCACCAUGCGCAAUGCCAAGCGUCGGCUGGAGUGGUGUAAAGCUCGUUGCCAUUGGACUCUGGAGCAGUGGAAAUGCGUUCUCUGGAGUGAUGAAUCAUGCUUCAUCAUCUGGCAGUCCGACGGACGAAUCUGGGUUUGACGGAUGCCAGGAGAACGCUACCUGCCCGAAUGCAUAGUGCCAACUGGUGGAGGAAGAAUAAUGGUCUUGGGCUGUUUUUUACGGUUCGGGCUAGGCUCCUUAGUUCCAGUGAAGGGAAAUCUUAAUGCUACAUCAUACAAUGACAUUCUAGAUGAUUCUGUGCUUCCAACUUUGUGGCAACAGUUUGGGGAAGGCCCUUUCCUGUUUCAGCAUGACAAUGCCCCCAUGCACAAAGCGAGAUCCAUACAGAAAUGGUUUGUCAAGAUCGGUGUGGAAGAACUUGACUGGCCUGCACAGAGCCCUGACCUCAACCUUUUGGAUGAAUUGCAACGCCGACUGCGAGCCAGGCCUUAUCGCCCAACAUCAGUGCCUGACCUCCCUAAUACUCUUGUGGCUGAAUGGAAGCAAGUCCCGCAGCAAUGUUCCAACAUCUAGUGGAAAGUCUUCCCAGAAGAGUGGAGGCUGUUAUAGCAGCAAAGGGAGGACCAACUCCAUAUUAAUGCCCAUGAUUUUGGAAUGAGAUGUUCGACGAGCAGGUGUCCACAUACUUCAUGUAGUGUAUUUUCCUUAUUUUUUUUCUUUUAGCUAUCAUAAAUUCAAUUUACCCUUCCGUUUAACUUCAUAUUAGAACCUCUUUCUUGUUAUGAUCAACAUUGGAUAAUUCAUUGAGCGCAGAGGAUCAAAAUACAACACAAACACUAACACUGUGUAAGGUAGACUAAGCGAGAUGACGUCAUCGUAAACAAACCAUCAUCUGAUCACCAACAUACAGCUGGCUGGCAACUUUUUACCCGCCAUUCAAUGUAUGCCUCAGGAAUAUUUUGGGAUCUGUCCAGAAAAAAACACUGUUCUUUCAUUGUCUCUUUUUUGGUAGUCUCUUGGAUCAGUGUUUGCAGUGUGUCUCUACAUGACAUUUUUAAAUGUUCUCCCUUAAAAGAGGGCGUUCUACAAGGGAGGGUUCAAAUUAGGAAGAACCAAUAAUGUUAUUCUUGCCAGAUUUGGUUUCUUGGUUAAUUGAUAGGAUCAGUUAAUUGAUGUAUUAAUUAAUUAGUUAAUUGUUUUAAAGAUUGCUUGAUUGUUUUAUAGAUGACAGGAAUGGUAGUAAAUAAAACCUUUAGCCAAAUCAGGUAGUAAGACUAUGCUGAAUGGAAUGUUCUAACACUUUUCUCUCCUAACCCCCCACCCUCCAUCCCUGUUCAGAGCUCCUCUCGUCUGUCCGUCCGUCCAUCCAGUUCUGAGACACCCAGUGCAGCAGAGCUGGUGAGCGCCAUCGAGGAACUGGUCAAGAGCAAGAUGGUGAGGGCACUCUCUCUCUCACACACACACACACACAAGGAAGCAUCAUCUGGUUUACAAUCUACCUCCUUCUUUCUCCCUCCUUAUCUCUCUCCAGGCUUUGGAGGACAGGCCCAGCUCUCUCUCAGUAGAACAGGGGGAUAGCAGCUCUCCCUCCUUCAACCCCUCCGACAACUCUCUCCUCUCAUCCUCCUCUCCCAUCGAUGAGAUGGAGGAGCGCAAGACUGGCUUCCUCAAGAGACGACAGUACGUACUGGAUUGAUAGAUAGAUUUAUUGGGGGGAAAAAUAUGCACUGAGUACAACCAAGGGGAUAACACGUUAAAGCGAUUCCACUUGUGUGGCUCACUAGCAAUGUUUCUCUCUUUUUGUCACUGACUCUUUCUCCCUCACUGUUACGGUGUCCAUAUUAGGACAAUCUCAGUCUCAGCAGGAUUUGACUGGAGCUGUCCUACUAUGGACACCAUACACUGGAACUCCCUUUAUUAUUUGCCACACUCUUGUUUCAGCCAUGUUUCUUACCCUUUCUCUCUUUCUCUGUGUAGUUUUGUGUUGUUGGAACUGGUGGAGACUGAGAGGGACUACGUCAGAGACCUGGGCGUGGUGGUGGGGGUGAGACAAAACGCAUCACUUCCUCCCUCCCUCUGACCUCACUUCCUCUUCCUCUCGUGUUAGUUGAUGUUCGAGUGUGUGUGCGUGCGUGCGCGUGUGUGUGUGUGUGAUGGCUUGAUUAUGCAACCCUGACUGUGUGUGUGUGUGUUUCAGGGCUAUAUGACGCGGAUGAAGGAGGAAGGGGUACCAGACGAUAUGAAGGGGAAAGACAAGAUCGUCUUUGGAAACAUCCACCAGAUCUACGACUGGCACAGAGAGUACGACACACAUGGGCAUACACACACACACAAUUACGCACACACACAUACACAUACAAACACACACACGACAUAUGGAUAUGCCUUGCUUAACACUCUCUCUCUUUCACUCUGCAGUUUCUUCAUGGGAGAGUUAGAGAAGUGUCUGGAAGACCCUGACCGACUUGGGCCGCUGUUCGUCAAACAUGUGAGUGACUGACUGUUGCUGUGUGAGUGUCUAUACAGUGCCCAAGUCAGUGUAUAGACAGAGCGAAAACAGGUUUUUAUAAAUUUUUGCUAAUGUAUUACAAAUAAAAACACAGAUACCUUAUUUACAUACGUAUUCAGACCCUUUGCUAUGAGACUCAAAAUUGAGCUCAGGUGCAUCCUGUUUCCAUUGAUCAUCCUUGAGAUGUUUCUACAACUUGAUUGGAGUCCACCUGUGGUAAAUUCAAUUGAUUGGACAUGAUUUGGAAAGGCACACACCUGUCUAUAUAAGAUGCCACAGUUAACAGAGCAUGUCAGAGCAAAAACCAAGCCAUGAGGUCAAAGGAAUUGUCCGUAGAGCUCCGAGACGGGAUAACGUCGAGGCACAGAUCUGGGGAAGGGUACCAAAAAAUGUCUGCAGCAUUGAAGGUCCCCAAGAACACAGUGGCCUCCAUCAUUCUUAAAUGGAAGAAGUUUGGACUGGCUUUGGUCAGGGAGGUGACCAAGAACCCGAUGGUCACUCUGACAGAGCUCCAGAGUUCCUCUGUGGAGAUGGGAGAACCUUCCAGAAGGACAACCAUCUCUGCAGCACUCCACCAAUCAGGCCUUUAUGGUAGAGUGGCCAGAGGGAAGCCACUCCUCAGUAAAAGGCACAUGACAGCCUGCUUGGAGUUUGCCAAAAGGCACCUAAAGACCCUCAGACCAUGAGAAACAAGAUUCUCUGGUCUGAUGAACCCAAGAUUGAACUCUUUGGUCUGAAUGCCCAGGCCCGGUGCCACAAGGGGGCAAAAGGGGGCAAUGCCACAAUCUGCCCUCUCCAUCAUGCCCAACCGAUUUGUUGCGUAUACUUAAUUCAUGCAACUCCCUUGCACGCAUCAUAUGUACGUCAUACACAUUUCACCAGUUGAAAAAAACAAUUGGUUUGAUUGGCCUUCACAGUAGAAGGGCAUGGUCAAUUUGACCGUUUAGGUUUACUUUCAAAGUUAUGUACUACGAAAACCGCGCAGCUGGAUGGAAUUUAGCUAAUGUUAACAGUUAGGUAGGUAGCUGAUAGCAUGAUGGAUAUUAGAAAGUAGCUUCACCAGGGCACAACGGCAGCAUCGGAUCAAGGCGGCGCGGAGGGGGAGAAGCCUGCCGCCAAGGCCGCUGAGCCGACGCUAAUCACAGAGGCCAAGGCUGCCGAGCCCAGCAGCAAAGGCACCUGCGCAACCGUCUUGCAGCCUGGUGACAUAGGAGGUAACCAACCCGAGGAGGGGCCUCCAGCUGCCAAGACCGAACCUAGCAACAGCACCGCCAGGAUAUUACAAGCACCGACGCCUUCGUUAUCGUUAGUGCCUGACGACCUCGGUGAUGAGUAGCCAGCGCAGGUUUGUCUGGGGAAAUACCCAACCCGCCUGUACUGUGGGAGAAAACUGGCAUUUUGUAGCACGUGGUUCGAAGGCAGAGAGAUUUAACGAACGAAACAGCCAACUUGUUGAGGCCCUGUGUGCCUUGCACCCAGAGAAUGAAACCUUUAUGGAUGUGGAAAAGGUGAAACCACUGCUGGACUUAAUCUCAGGAGACUUUGUGGAAGUUUACUGUCCCACGGCAGUUUCUACAGAUUGAAAUCGCCCGAUCUGGAGAAGAAAAAUGGACUACGCAGAGCAUUUUGGAUAGACACGCUGGGCCUCUAACAGCAAUGCCUACUGUGAUGAUGGCAUUGAAGCUGGGAUUAACAUUUGGAGCAUCCAUGGUAACUUGCGAGAACUCCUUUUCAACAUUGAAAAACGUAUUCAGUGAGCACAGACUGAGCAUGUUGCACAGGAGGAAAGCGCAGCUGAUUCAACUGGCAUUUGAGAGGGAUCUUACAAGCAAAUUCCGUAGGGAGUGGAACGAAAGACUGCUGAGGAGGUUCAACACAGCAUCAAGGCGGCUGCAACUCUUUUGAAUCUGGGUAAGAACGGCAGCCUGGCUGGGCUUGUAUUAUUUUGUUAUUUGCUUUUGGAAAUGUGUGGCAAAUGUCAGAAAUGGGCGUAGACGUGAUUUUCUUUAUUGGCGUUGCUGCCAAGUCUACUGCUUGAUUUCUGUGAUGUCAUUGGAUUGGAAAUGUUUGGUUUAUAGGAUAAUCGGAUUGUUUUUAAUGUUUUAUAUGGUAGAAGAGGUGCUUUGCAUUACAUUGAUGAGGGUGGGCAGACCUUGACCAAUGGUUGAGUAACGAUGUAGCUAUAGUGUUGCCAUAAACAACUCGUUGCUAUGGAAUUCUAAUUUCUGUUAUCAUACGCAGCGUAGUACGGCACUCUUGUGGGAAGACAGCUUGGUAGCUGCAUUGUACCGAUAAGUCGUGGUAGUGCAUUGUACAUUAUUGUUUGCUUUCCGCGAUUGGAAAUGCAUUUUAUUGGCGUGGGGAAGUGUUAUUACGGUAAUUAGCAACUGUUUUGCAUUGCAUUGAUGGGUAUUGUGCAUGUAGCAUUGUCAUAACUUGCAAUUUCUCAAGCCGGUUAUGAAUUGUCCAUGUUUGUAAAGUGGUGCAGUAGCCUGUAUUCUUGCGGCAAGACAGCCAUGCGUGGCUGCAAAUACAUUGUUUGUAAUUGUACUAUCGAUUAUUAUCCAUCUGUGUUAUCAGCAAGCGAAAAUAGUUGUGCCCCCUUAGUCAUUUCUGAUGCCCCCUUGCCGAGUUAAUCCUGCCGCAGGGCCUGUGAAUGCCAAGCUUCAUGUCUGGAGGAAACAUGGCACCAUCUUUAUUGUGAAGCAUGGCAGUGGCAGCAUCGUGUUUUUUAGAGGCAGAGACUGGGAGACUAGUCUGGAUCGAGGGAAAGAUGAACGGAGCAAAGUACAGAGAUCCUUGAUGACAACCUGCUCCAGAGCGCUCAGGACCUCAGACUGAGGCGGAGGUUCACCUUCCAACAGGACAAUGACCCUAAGCCCACAGCCAAGACAACGCAGGAGUGGCUUUGGGACAAGUCUCCGAAUGUCCUUGAGUGGCCCAGCCAGAGCCCGGACUUGAACCUGAUCGAACAUUUCUUGAGAGACCUGAAAAUAGCUGCGCAGCGACGCUCCCCAUCCAACCUGACAAAGCUUGAGAGGAUCUGCAGAGAAGAAUGGGAGAAACUCCCCAAAUACAGGUGUGCCAAGCUUGUAGCGUCAUACCCAAGAAGACUCAAGGCUGUAAUUGCUGCCAAAGGUGCUUCAACAAAGUAAAGGGUCUAAAUACUUAUGUAAAUGUCAUAGUUCUGUUUUUUUUAAAUUAUAAAUCUGCAAAGAAAAUGUCUAAAAAAACUGUUUUUGCUUUGUCAUUUAGGGGUAUUUUGUGUAGAUUGAGGGGAAAAAAACGAUUUAAACCAUUUUAGAAUAAGGCUGUAACGUAUCAAAAUAUGGAAAAAAUCAAGGGGUAUGAAUACUUUCCGAAUGAACUGUAUAUCUACUGUACCCUAACCCUUGGUGUGUCUGUUCUGUCUCCAGGAGCGGAGGCUCCACAUGUACAUAGUGUACUGUCAGAACAAGCCUAAGUCAGAGCUCAUCGUAUCAGAGUACAUCGACACCUACUUUGAGGACCUGAAACAACGUCUAGGUCACCGUCUCCAGAUCACUGACCUCCUCAUCAAACCCGUCCAGAGAAUCAUGAAGUACCAACUACUGCUCAAGGUAGGGUGGGGGUGUGGGUGGGGGUGUGGGUGGGUCUCUGUGUUCUCAUCAUUGUCUUGUGAUCCUGUGUAGGAGAUAAAUAAUCACUGUACAAAUCAUGUUCUUAGUUGUCCAGCAGGGGGUGCAAAUCACUUACAUUUUCUUUGCUGUACCAGGGGGCCAGUAUCAAAUCAGUUUGUUACCUUACUCUGACAUUUUGUCUUAUCAUUUGGUAAUCAUUUUCUUUCACACAAGUCACCAUUUUGUAAUAUCUAAUUAACUUUGCCUCGUUUUGUUUGUAGGACUUCCUCAAAUUUUCUAAAAAGGCAGGGUUGGAUUCAGUGGAGUUGGAGGUGAGGAGGAGAGGACUUUCCAUAAAAAACAAAUAUUUUUUGACUAUUGUAUUUCCUUAACUGUUUUUUUUUUAACCCAUUCGAUGUGUGUGUGUCCCCUUCAGAAAGGAGUUGAGAUCAUGUGCAUCGUACCAAAGAGAUGCAACGAUAUGAUGAACGUGGGGCGGCUCCAAGGAUUUGACGUAAGACAACCCUGACAGAGAAUAGAUAUUUACAUAUAAAAACGGAUCAAUUGAUUGUCAGAUCAAUCAACUGAACCAAUUGAUCAACUCGUCUGAUUUUCUUUCCUCCUUCCUCCUCUGCCCCACUUAUCUCUUCCUUUAUUCAUCUCUCUUUCAACAUUUUGCUCUUCACUUUUUUCCCCUUCUAUUUCUUUUUUUCUCUCCUCCCCCCUCCAGGGUAAGAUUGUGGCCCAAGGUCGUCUGCUGCUUCAGGACACCUUCAUGGUAUCAGACCCUGAGGGGGGAGUAGGGAGGAUGAGGGAGAGAAGGGUCUUCCUCUUCGAACAGAUCGUCAUCUUCAGUGAACCACUGGACAAGAAGAGAGGUUUCUCCAUGCCUGGCUUCGUAUACAAGAACAGCAUCAAGGUAUUGUCUCUACAUCGUAUGAUGGAAAUGUGUAUAAACUUCCAAAACACCCAGACAACUCACAUUUUGUAUGCAUCAAAGGACAAUAUAAGUUGUAAGCUCUGUAUUCAUUUACUCCUUAUUUGCUAAAUAAAGGUGUGUUGAGCAACUCUCUCUCUCUCUCUCUCUCUCUCUCUCUCUCCCUCCCUCCAGGUCAGUUGUCUCGGGUUGGAGGACAGUGUGGACGGUGACCCCUGUAAGUUUGUGUUGACGUCUCGGGUGACCAAUAGCAGCAUAGAAUCCUUCGUCCUUCACUCCUCCCAUCUGGGUGUCCGGCAGGUCUGGACCCUUCAGAUCAGCCAGAUACUGGAGAGUCAACGCAACUUCCUCAAUGGUACACACACACACACACACCUUUAGCUGAGCUUUUUCAACAGUACACAGAUAUACCGUCACGAUUUUGGAAUGUUGAGGUGAGUGAUGUUACCAAAAUAAGUGUAAUAUUUUUGUCAAUCUCUCUGCCUCACUUUCUCACUCUAUCUCUCUCUCCAGCUCUGACCUCCCCUACAGAGUACCAGAGGAACCAUGUAGGGGCUAGCGACGGACCAUGUCUACCCAGCGGCGGAGCUCCGUCAAUGGGGAGCGUCAUGCCCAGUUUGGCCCCUGUUGGAGCUCUACAGGGUGUGCAUCUAUCUGGGCCGCUCGGUGGAAGUGUGCCCCUCGGUGUAGGUAGUCCCCUCGUUGGAGGUGGUCCCCAGGGUGGAGCUGGCUCAUCCAGGAGGCCCUCCAGGAUCCCCCAGCCCUCCCGCCUGCCCCAGCCCCUACGACACCCACACAACCCUGGGGCCACAGACCCAGAUGGCCCCAACAAGAUGUCAGGUAGGCUGAGGCUCUCCCAGUAUUACUGAGGGUGUGUGUGUGUGUGUGUGUGUGUGUGUGUGUGUGUGUGUGUGUGUGUGUGUGUGUGUGUGUGUGUUGAAAUUCCCUGGUUAAGACAUUUCCCUCCCUCUACUCAGUGUUGCUCACUUCUGAUUCAGGUUCCUCCCCUCGUCUCCCCCCACCUCCCUCGCUCCCUCCCUCCAUCUCAGUGGACCCGCAGGCCCAGCGCGGGGUGAGGGUCCAGGGGGGAAGCCCCCAGGGCAAGCGCCCCAUCUUGGCCUCAAACGACCAGCCCCCUUCCAUACCCACUAUCCCCCGGGCCAGUGUGGCCCCCCUCCCUGUGCCUCUCUCCACCCCCACUAAGCCUCGGCCGGGCACCGUCUCCCCCAUGGCCUCCCCCAUGGCCACCCCCGCCUUUGGGAAGGAUGCGCUCCCCCCUCCCCCUCCCAGCCCUGGCCUGAAGUCUGGCUCUGGAUCCUUCUGGAGCUCCAUGCCUGGUUCUCCAGCCAGCCGGCCCGGCUCCUUCACCUUCCCAGGGGAGCCAGGGGAUACCCUGGGGAGGCAGAACCAAAACACGGCCCAGACCUCAUCUCAGUCAGGGACCGGGUCCCACAGACACUCCAACCACAGCAAGGAGGCGGACCGCAUGAGUACGUGCUCAUCGACCAGUGAGCAGUCCAUCCAGUCCACCCAGAGCAAUGGGGUAAGAGAUGUACCCGCUGCCCAGGCUUCAGGGCGGCCUAGUCCUGCUAGUGCUCCUGGUUGACUAACCCAGCACCCACAGGAGACAUGUCCUGUCCUGUCCUGUCCUGUCUGCCUGUGUCCUGCUGCGUCCCACUGGAGCUGGCUCUACUAAACUGUUCUACUACUAUUCUACAACUAGUAUUACUCUACUACUACGACAACUACUACUAAUUGUUGGACUCCUGCGCACUUCUUGUAUGUCUCUAAAGAAUUGACGACCCUAUUAAACUACUCUUCAACGCACAGCUCUAACCAAGCUUUAACUGCACUUCAAGUAGUACUCUACUAAUACUACUCUGCUACUAGUAGUACUCUACUAAUACUAAUCUGCUACUAGUAGUACUCUACUACUACUACGCAUCUCAUGUAUGUCUUAACAACGCUUCACUGAUUUGUAAGCUCUAAGGACAACUCUACUAAACUCUCCUGGAGACUUUCUACUCUUUAUAGCUAACAAGGCUUUUAUAAAGCUUCAACCUUUAACAACAACUCUCAUUUCUGCUAUUUUUAACUCUGACAAAGCUUCUUUCAGCUUGAAUACUUCUCGCUAACUCUUCUUGUCUUUGCGUCGGAGCGAAAGAGCAAUGACGACUGAAACUGAAAGUAAUCCUUCCUUUAACACCUGAGUGUGUACAUCUCUCUUCCUCUUCACUCCACCUGAUUCACUCGUUCUCUGAAGAAGUAGUGGUGCCAAUCCCUUUUCUUUGUCUCAUUGAGGUGUAUGAACUUUACUGGAAGCAGUGUGUGAAACUAGAAAAUGGAUGGCUAACAACAACACUCACAUGACUGAACCACUGAUUACCUAAAGUGCUUGAAUCAAAUAGUAAUUCUCUUUUUCCUCUUUCCUCUACCUAAACAGCGGAGUGUGUGAGGUGUGUCUGUGUCUGGGCAAUGCCAUGGUAACCGAUUGAUGCUGAGAUUUUUCACUUUAAAAUUUAUGUCAAACAAAAACCAAUGAUUGCAAAGUUAAACAAACCAUAUAACUCUAUGCACAAGCACUACUUUUAACAAUUUCCAAGGAUUUUUUUUACAAAAACACAUUAACUUGAAGAACAGUGCAGAUGCAAAGUAUUUUCUAUAUUUUUUACAUACAUUCUAAAGUGAAAAUUCUGAGUUUCAGCAUCACUCUGUUACCAUGGAAUUGCCCUUGUGUUGUUUGGGACGCAAUGAUAGAAUCAGAUGAUGUGCAUGGAAUCGUGGAGGAUUGACUGUGUAUGUGUGAGGUGAGUUUCUUGCAAGUUAUUCAAUAUACUUACAAAUCUUCCAUAAUUCCCCACCCCCAUCUCCACAGAGUGAAAGCAGCAGCAGCAGUAGUAUGUCGACCAUGUUGGUGACCCAGGACUACGUGGCCCUUAAGGAGGAUGAGAUCAGUGUGUCCCAGGGAGAGGUGGUUCAGAUCCUGGCCUCUAACCAACAGAACAUGUUCCUGGUGUUCCGGGCCGCUACCGAACAGGGCCCCGCUGCCGAGGGCUGGAUCCCCGGUUACGUUCUAGGACACACCUCCACCAUCAUCCCCGACUACCCAGACGGAACCAUCAAGUAAGAGACUGUGGCGAAUGUACAGUAUACAGGGAAAGAUUUUAGUGUGACACCACAAGAUAUUGUUAGCCUAAAACUAUGUGUGAUAUAAUGAGAUAUGUUAUUGAUUAGUAUUAAAUCAUACUGUAUAUCAUAUACCUUUCAACUGACCCUAUUUGUGUAAACAGGAAGUCCUCAUCCUGGCACACCACCCUGCGCAUCCGCAAGAAGUCUGAGAGGAAAGAAGAGGGAAAGAAAGAGGGCAAGCUGGAAAACGGUUACAGGAAGUCUAGAGAUGGGCUAGCCAAUAAGGUUUCUGUAAAGGUAAGUUAUCAUCAAUCCUUUUGUCCAAUCAUUAUUGACCACUAGCCCCUACCCGUAAUGCCUAGGUACAUGUGUAGAAUUGAGAGGAUCGGAUAGGUGUAAGCAAUAUGGUGAAAUUCCACUUAGCCUAUCAGAGAGCUAGGUGGUGCCAAUGUUACUGCAUUGCUAGUAACCAACCAAUGGGAACCAGCAUUGCCCCCUCCCCCUUCAAUCAUUUCAGAUCUACACAAAGCUUUCUUCUUUGACGUCUGACAUCCUGUUUUCUGUCUUGUUUUUUCAGCUUCUAAACCCCAACUACAUCUAUGAUUGUAAGUCCUCUAUUGUCUUUUAAUGUGUAGUCUCAAUUAAGAUAAUCUCAAUACAGCAGAAUGGAUGUACAUAUAUUCAGCAGUGUAUUGACUGUGUCCAAGACACUUAGGAACAAUAAAGUUAAUUGUACUGUAUCAAAGAACGAUGAAAGAUCACCACCAACAAUCUACAGAUGCUGAACAGAAACAUUAUUUUAACUUGAAAAGGCAAAAAAAUAAUCUAAGUACAUGAUAUUUUCUCACUAUGACACACACCCUAUAGCCCUCUCAGCUGCUCAGUGACGAUGUCAUUUGACCUUUGACCCUUAGUCUCACCGGAGUUCCUGGUCCCCCUGAGCGAGGUGACGUGUGACAACGGGGAGAGUGUGACUCUGAGGUGUAAG